This is a messenger RNA of Xyrichtys novacula (pearly razorfish), 57730 nucleotides long. Lineage: Eukaryota; Metazoa; Chordata; Actinopteri; Labriformes; Labridae. The record is from the annotation of a GenBank genome assembly.
GAGAGAGAGAGAGAGAGAGAGAGAGAGAGAGAGAGAGAGGGCGCAGUGAACUGUGAAACGAACUGUUGGAAAGUAGACGGCUGACUAACGUAGAGAGCUCCCCGCCGCUGUUGGUUUCUCACGUCGCUUGCAGCCGCUGCCCGCAUUUCAUGAGAUAGGACAGCAGCUUCGGUGGCUCGACAGAGGUAAGUGUGACGGCUUUAUGUCUUGUGAAGGUGUAUUUUAUUGUCUGAAGUGGUCAAUGUCCCCCGUCUCGUCCCCCUGGCUGUCCCCGUUGCGAAAGAGUGUUCUGACAGCGCUUUGUAAACAAACUGCGAGCGCGGCGUCGCUCCUCCGCUCGUAUCCGCGGUGCGAAUGGAAACCCGCCGCCGCCGUGCUCUCUCUGUCGGACUUUGUUUCUGUUCCUCUUAGGCUCUACAAACCCUGGCAGACAGCUUUCAAAUCGUUGUUUUAUUCCUAUAGCUAAUAAUCCCUCAUGGAGUGACAGCAUGUAUGUGCUGUCAGGGAGUUUACUGUUGCAUGUGACCCUCUGCUAGCAGUGGCCUCUCUUAACUGUGAUAGAGGAAUCUUCAGUAAGUUUUCAAGCCUCCCUCCAAGCUUCGCACGACUCCACUGUCACCUGUUAUCAGGCGUUAUUCGUCACCGAGGUUAAAAAUGAACAAUAACGAUAACUAACAGCAACACACACACACACACACACACACACACACACACACACACACACACACACACACACACACACACACACACACACACACACACACACACACACACACAUAGGCUCCGGCUUUUAUAAUCUUCAGCUGUGAAAAGCGUUAUUCACAGACCCGGAGUCUAAUAAUUGUUUAAUGGGCUUUCUUCAGUUAGAGUCAGAGAGCUUUUCUUCAGUGACUGUCUUUCUGGCGUUGACACCACGGUGUGCACUUAAAUACCUUGCUUGAUUCAUUCAACUGCGGUCUGAAUAUGCCUUAAUGGGUGAUGAUAAAAGGGGAAAUCCUCCCACUUUAUAUUUCAGAAAGAAAUCUUGGACUUUGUCCUCAGUGACAGUUGUUGGACUGCUGUGGUUGGAUAAAUAGACAGUACACAGACAGGCAUUCAUAAACUGAUGCAUUCCCAUAGUUUAAACCCAGAAGUUUGGAUGUUUCUUAUGCAACAGGCUCCUGCUGAGAUAAACACACCUAUGAUUAAACACUAUAUCAUCUUUUAGUAACAACAUAGAUUUGAUUUUAGAAAGGGAAAAAGCCUAAAACGCUAUUCAAAUGCUGGAAAGCAGCAUACAAAUAAUACAAAAAAACAACUAUCAACUGAGAUUAGGUCUCUCACCGGCAAAUAUUAAUUCAUUCCCAAUGGUAAUGGUCCUGAUUUCUGAAAAAAAUAAGAGUAUAAUAAGGCCACUAUUAUCUCACUAGAGCUCCAAACAGACAUACAGUAAACCUCUGUGCCUAAGUCAUCUUGCGCUCCGAGGGUCAGGCUGGAGAUGAAGAAGAUACGCCUCUUUGUUGAUAAAUUUUGGCUCGAAGGCUAAUAUAAAUGUCAACUGAGGUCAUGGUCUCACAGAAGCUGAAUUGUGAAUUUAAGAUGAGCGUCAGCAUUAACCAUCUUGGUUUUUUCAGAUGAAGUCCGUGCCAUGUAGUGUCAGCGUUUCUGAUUAUGCAUUUGACGUGUAUUCGUUUUACCCAUUGAUAUGUGGUUUGAAAAAGCACCAAAGGAUUGCGCUUAAAGGUCAGUGUACACGGUGACUGUCAAAGCUGCUGCACACAACUGAAUCAAUCAAUCCUGAGCCCAGACCUAUGGCUGCGCUGACAGAACUGAAAUGCCACUGACGCUGUAAUAUGAUUUGCAAGAUCAUACGUGCUAUGUUUGUGGUUGUGUAUAUGUGUGCAAAUGAGCGUACCUGCAGCAGUGACACACGUCCAAUACAAACAUUCUGUGAUUAUGUCGCUGGCUCAUAAAACAUUGCAUCACUGUUUUCUUUGGACAAGCAAACAAAGCUUCCCCCAGACUCUGUCCCAUGUGCCAUCUUUUCACUGAGAGUAACAUGUCACAUUAGUCUGGCUGUACGGGGAAGCAAUGGUUAAUGCCUUUUAGCCUUUAACCUCAUUGGCAGACACUGUAUUACUCUGCAUGCUACCUCUAACAUUGCAUUGAGUGUUGAGGAGUAAGGUUGGGUUUUUUUCUCCUCAGGUUUUUGUAAAACUACGCUGCCUGAGGUUGGCAAGGGGACAUGGCAUGCAGGCCAGGCAUGAACUGGCUGGCACACUAUGUCCCUGACAGAGAGACCCAGAUGUAGGAGGAGUGGUAGCAAGAGAGACAGGGGAACCCAAUGUGUUAUCCUACAAGGCUUCUAUGCCAUGUGCUCACAGCAUGGCUUGUCUGUGCUCCUCUCUUUUUACACUCCACACUGCCAGACAAGUGUAGGGUUCAGCCAGCGGGAAAAGACUCAUGAGAAAUUUGAAGUACUGUGUGUGCAUGAAUAUGUGUGAGUGUGUGUUGUUUGGUGUGUGUGUGUGUGUGUGUGUGUGGAGGGGGGUGGUUGUUUAGGAAGACUGCAGAGAAAACACAUUCUCAACAAUGUCAUCUUUAGUAGCUGGAAGUGAGAGAAUUAGAUCAUUUGUUUCAGUCUGACUGAGCCAUGAGUCAAAUGUGUCAGAGUCACUUAUACACUAAUGACUGUCCUUAGCGCGGGGCUUCUUGUCAGUGUCGGCACUGGAGGAGAGGAUGGACAGAGAGGCUGAGUGACUCUUUGCUUUGGAUUCAAUUCUUUCAUAAUUCAACUUUAUGAAAACAAAAAAAGUGACAUUAACAAGACAAGAAGGGGUUAAGUAAGGUUCACAGAGAUGUAGAAAGGGAAACACAUUCAAAGGGAAGUGAUAAGGAAGCAUGUGGUGACAGGCACCCUAACCUCCUCCCCCUUUCAGUUGGGCUAAUGCUAAUCCACUGGUCACAUGACCAUGAGCUCUUAGCCUGGUCUUGGCCAGGAGCGCUCUGAUCCAUCUGUCGAAUAGCGUUGCUGAUUGUUGGCAUCUACAGUGUGCACUUCUGUCCCAUGAUCACUGCCUGCAAACAGAGCAAGCUAUUUUACUGCUGUCAUCGAGUAAUUUUUCUUUUCUUUUUUUUUCCAAGAUUGCCCUCUCUCUCUCUGUCCCUUCAUCAGUGUAUUUAUUCUCUCCUUAUCACGCUCUUUUUUUUGCCAAACUUUCAUUGAAUUCCUCUUCUCAUCAGUAUAGUGAGUUAGUGGAAGGAGGAUAUGUUCAGCCCUGGCAGACGCUGAGAAGCAUGAUAAGACCUCAGGUCAUUAUCUCAGUGACACAACAAGGGUAGCCAGAACGCCUCAAAAGUCAAGGGAGUCACACCUCAGGAAAGGAAAGUGCUCAAUUCAGUUCCCAUCAUUGUUGAAUAGUACUUCCUUUUUUAUUACUUUGACUGACCAGGUAUAGACUUGAAUAAAUGUGGCCUACUAUUAGUUAUUUUAGGGCCCCAAAUAAUUUUGCCCUUGUGUGAAGUGAACAUGAAUACCAGUUCUCAUUGAGUUCCAAUUACAUGAAUUAUAAAUGAGGUAUUUGUGUCCCUCUUUUCUUAAAUCCAAAUGCUGCAUUCAGAGGUUAAUGCUCUGAUAUUGAUUAUAAUUAUUAUGCUGCAGGAGCAGAAUAAUAAUAAAAAUCUAAUUCUGUUGCCUGGUCCAGGUUGUUGUUGUUUUAGAUGCUGUGGUUUCAGCCCAAAGGUUGGCAAAGCCAGCUUGUGAGCUACUGCUAAGCUGCCUCUUUACUGGAGGGCAGUUUUGUAGAAAAGAGGAGUGGAUUUCUUUUUCACUCACAGACUCGCGUGAGGUUGCUUUUUCAGAAAGAAUUGUAACCCCGGAGUAACCCCGAAAGAAACUCAGCGACCAGCAGCAGACGACUGCUUCUGUGCCCUGAAGAUUAAAGGGGUGGAGGGUGGGAGGGUGGGGGGAUAUGCCUUUCCACAUUUACAGUAAAAUCUGCAAAGCUACAAAGUUUGGUGUCCAUACUACAUGCAAAAUUUCACAUCAUCGGGUAAACUCAUUUUGUCAUAAUCCUAUAAAAUAGACGUCUACUGCUCCAAACAGGAUCUUGUUAUAGUGUUAUAGGCUCUCCUUACUGCCUCCAUUAGUGUGUGAGUUGACAAGCACAGCAGAGUGGGGUAAUGCUGCUCUACUGAUUGACCAAAAUAGUAUUGGGCGGGGCCAAAACACCAGCCUCUGGAAAGCCUCUGGAAAGAUGACCAAUCAGAAGACAGCAGGCUCAUGGAGCUGAUUUUUUGAUCUGAAAAUCAUGUGAAGAUAUUAAAGAGUCUGAAGAAAUGCAUAAAGGGAAUGAAUGGAUGUCUCUUUGUUGGAAAUAAUUUUCAGGCUGUCAUUUCUGGUGUACAUGAGUUCAAUUUAAUUCUUGAGUACAAGUUAUAUAAAAGGAUUGAUCAGCAUUGUAUCUUAUCUUUAUAAUUCAGUGAGUUUUUGAUCUCUGACGUCUCAGCCAGUGGUGUUCAAAGUUACUCUGCACAACAUGUUUUGUGUUUUAUUACUGCUUUAAACUCUGACUCAUGCUUGAUCUUUCAUGCAUGGAUUAUAGGAACAAAUGGUUUUAUCCAGAGCCUUUGCCUCAGAGGAAGUUCCAUCAUGUGAAUUCUGGGAUCUUAAAAAGAUGGAAAGAAGCUUUGAUUAGUAAGUACAGAGUCAAGAAAUAAAGUUGGGGUUGAUAAAUGUAUGCAUCAAAGUAGUAUAAGUUAUUCAAUUGGACUGUAUUUCAUUUUGAGGGCUGCAUUUAUUUUCCACCAAGAUGACAAAGAAGAUUUUCAUUUUCAAGUGACAGAGGGUAGUAAAAGUGAAAGCAGCUUCAUUGGUUCUGUCAAGAGGUACUAAAUUAAAAAAGACCCUGAGGGAUUAUGUAAAAUUCCUUUCUAAGUGAAGUGAUACAUUUCUUUAAAGAACCCAAAUCUCUUUUUGAAGGGUAUUAGCAUUUCAUUUCUUCUUUUAUACCCACACUGUUUGUUCAUGCUGUGGGUGUUGACCGUAUACUGUAAGCUUGGCCUGCUGUCCUACUUCUAAAGGCAGGGUGGUUUAUCACCCAUGGAGUGAGGACACUGCCAACUGACAGCCGGGAAAAGAGGGGAAUCUAUGACAAUGCUGCUUCAGUGAAAUCAAACAAAUACGUGGUAAAUCAUAUGGUGGGGCAUUUUUUAUGGCGAGGAAAAAGACUCAGAACAGCAAAGUCUUGCUCAGUGACGGGAAUAAAGAAUAGUGCACUUGUCCUUGCAUGCACCCCGUGGGCCCACAUAGGCUUUAAGAGAAAGCAAAAGAGAAUAUGAUGAACUUCUAACAUUUUAAACAUCAUCAUAAAGUCAGUUAACAUCACGUGUAAGAAGUUUGCCGUCUUGCUGCUUGAGGCAUUACAAAGCCAUUGUGCAGUGGAUGAAAUUAGGCAAUGAUUUGACUGGAUAUUCGUGAUGUUUUUGUCACUCAGGCUGUGUUCGUGGGUUUGGAGGACACACUGAUGGGUUUUUCAAAUCAAUACAGUCAAAACAGUUUAUGGAAAAUAUUUGACAGAGAUUUAAAUGAACUCAGUUACAUGUAAUAAAGACAGCAUGGUUAAUAUUGGAAUUGAGUGCUGGUCCUGUGGCAGACUUUUUAGGCUUGCUAAUUUUCAGUCUCAUCUUUUUUUUAAAACCACUACAAGAAUCUGGAUUGACAGAAAUGUCAUCUUUGUAUUCUGGAGAGUUUUCAGCUAUGUAAUCUUCCGAACCUUUGUGCUCUUAAAAAUCAUUUUCAAGGCCCCUCUGAGUAGGGACCCUUUUACCAUCGUUAUCGCCUUUAAUAAGGAGCCUCACGGGCAAAGCUGCAUUUGUUGCACCCUGCCCUUUAUUUGCACACGGGUUUGUAUGUAAAAAAAUAUAUCGAGUGUUUACUGUAAACCAGAGGGUAAAGGUGGUGUGUGGGAGAGGAAGGGUGUAAAGUAGGUGCUUGAAAUGAAACAUUGUUGCACUAUUGUGCAGGAAUACCAGUUGCAGACAGAAAAACUAUGCAUGCAUACACACACUCAUAUAUGUGCAACCAUUGAAAAUAUGUAUGAGAUUAGUGUGAAAUUAUUAUUAUUAUUUUUGUUAGAAAGCAUUAAAUUAGCAGUGUUUCUUUGAAUACUUGGCUGUGGUGACUUUUCUGACACUUGCCACUUAAAACCCAGACAGUCAAAAGGAUCUCAAAGUCCCUCUUUUACAAUCUAUAUACAACCUGGAAAGCAAGAUCAAGUGAGCGUUUGCCCUUCUGCUCCACAGGAGGUUUCUGUCCUCUUUGAGUUGGACUUAAGACACCUGCAUCACUGUUUGACAGGUGCACUAGUCAAACUCCCCCCCUGCCACUUUCCCCACUUGAUGCUAGACGCAAGAGGCUUAGCCUGCUUGCCUCCUCGGGUACAUGAAAAAAAAAAUUUGUUGUGUUGUUUUUACGGACAGCUGAGGCCUCCUGCAUAUUCCACUCAUGUCACAGUCUCAGGGUAGAGUCAAGCUCAACAAGACCUUCUUUCCCUGCUGGUGGCUGUAACUUAGUGGUAGAGUUAGUUGGUCAUUCCUCAGGUGGGAGGUUGGGGGUUUGAUCCCAGGUCCAGCUGUACACAUGCCAAAGGGACUUUUGGCAAGACACUGACUUAACCCCUGGGGGCUCCGCUGGAGGUGUACAAAUGGGAUUAGUUAAAACUAAUAAACUUUUUGGAAAACAGACUCUACCAUCAGUGUGUGAAUGUGGUGUGAAAAGAGUUAACAUGUUAUGCAAUGUAUAUUUUAUCAUGCUAAGUGGGUCCCAAAGACCUAAACGCUGUACAAGGGUUAAGACUUUAAAAUACAGUUUCCUCCAUCCUCCUGUGACAAGUUGUUAAUCUGUAUAUCUGACCUUAGAGCGAGUUGGGAUGCAAUGCACAGUACAUCUAUGUAUGUCUGUGUAUCUUUUCUGCUCUAUUAUCAGUGCUGCUGUGCAUGAUGCUGUGGUUGGCCCAACAUGAACUGUCUUAAACAAUGUGUCCCAUCGACCCAGAUAAAGAAGAAGCAGUUGCAGAGACAAGGCAGCCCAAUGAUUUAUGUGUCUGUUCAGAUCUUCCUCUCAAUGUUUCAGAUUAGAUAAUCUAGGUGAAAUAUUUCUGCUGAGUCCAUUUCAAAGCUGCGAUGUAGAACUUUUCACUCUGGGCAAGUAAUGCAGCCUGAAGAUGACAUCUAAUCUCCAUUCAGUCAAUUUAACCCCAGACUGAGCACAAAUGAUUUAAACUCACAAAAAUGCCUAAUUGCUCAAGGACAAAAAUUUGACCCUGAUUUUCAUAGUCCUCACCGCCACCGUCAACCUGCAUGCUACCACCUAUGUUUCUACUGCAGUCAAGAUCACUCACUACAAGAAUCAGCAGCUCCUAAAUCAGGACUCAAAGUUUUAGCAGGUGUAAGAUUAAGAAGAUUCACCAGGUCAGUGUUCAGAUUUAGGGUUCACAAAAGACGAACAGACACCAGGUGACUUCAGGUAACGUGUUACCAGAAAAGUCAAACAUUUAUAGUAGCCAUUAGGUAACAAAUAAAACAGCAAACUAAUAGCAAAUUAAGAGUAUUAACAGAGGCCAGUGACACAACACAAAGGAUCCACCACCCACUGGCACUGUCCUCACAAUCCCAUAAUGUCAAAUAUUAAGAGGUUCAUCAGCAGGACAAUACCCCAAUAUAGCCACAAAGCAGUAAAGAUCAUCAAUACAGUCAGGGUACAGGCUACAUGAGGUGAACAGUGGCUACCUUAGGUCGCAUGGCAGCUAAGGCUAAACAAGGUGCUUCCCUCAUUAUUUACUAUUGAUUUAAGCAACAUACAACAAACUGAUGCAAUGCUCGGGUUCUUUUAAAUUCCCCAAAGCAUUACAGAGUUACUUCAUGUUGGUUCACAGACCCCAAAAUUAAACAAAUCAUGAGUUUCUCUGUAUUGUUGUAUCAAUUUUUACUAGGGGUGUCACGAUUCUAGAAAUCCUCGAUUCGAUUUAACUUUCAAUUUUAGGGUCACAAUUUAAUUUGAUUCUCGAUUCUUUUCUUUUUCCUACAGCACAGUGGCCUAUGCCAUUUUUAGACUAGUCUAGUCUACGAUCAUUGGUUUUAUUUAUUACGAUUUGUACUGUAAUUGUAAUGGUAGGCUGGACCAGUGAUGGUGUUUUCCCAUCUGUUAAAUCAACAUCUUUGUGAUGCUGGCAAAUGUGUGUGGCCAUGUGCAUUGUGUUACCCGUUGUCGGGUAUGCUACAUGCACAUAGCAUAGUUUACACACUGCCGUCUUCUUGUCGACAACACAAACAUUGUCAACAUAACUCACCAGAGAUGCAAAGUAUUUCCAUACUUUAGAUUUGUGAGAGGCAGGAGCGGCUUCAAGUUCUGGUGCCACAUCUCGUUUAUCCACACUGGCCAUGGUGUCAUAAGUGGCAUUGGCUCACGUCAGCUACAGUGUGCGGCGUUGUCAUUUGCUUCCGUUUUGCACACCUCCCGGAUGUGGAGGGAGGGGAUCAUCGAUCCUCUCUUUGAUUUCGAUGAUGGAGACCAUGACGUGAUUUUGACCCCUAGUUUUUACAAGGCAUAAAAAUACUGGAGAUCCUUGUUUGUGAAGUAGGCAGGAUAAUGCUGCUGAGUGGAAAUGGGCUAAAGUGGAAAACCUAAUAAAGCUAAGAGGAAAAUAAACACCCUCUUUACAAGAUAGGGAUGGUGCUUAAGAAAUACUGGAAGAAAACAUGCAGUCAGAAAAAUGAUGGCACCUGAUGUGUCCCAUGGUAUCACAAUACAACUCAUGAUGUGCAUUUGGGGGGAACCUAUAAACAAUUUAGUCCAGUUGUUUGUGCUGCUAUUAUUCAUGACCCUUGUUGUUGAGAGGUGGCGUGUGCGUGUGCAAAUGCAUGUGUUUCUUUCAGCUAGAUUUAGGUCAUGGAUGCUCCCUUGUGUCCAGGGGAAGAGCUGACAUCCGUGGAUGAUUACUAUAAGGACUAUUUGAUUAAAAAAAAGGGUUGUGAUGACAUACAAGAAGGGAAAAGAUUUCUCAAUUAUUUAUGCUUAUAUCUCAUUUAUAUUUUGUUCUUUGUUGGAUUAAAGCGGGCUGGAUUAAAGUAUAAAUAGGGCUCAACCAAACAGAGAUAGUGUCUGAGAAAACGGCAUUCCUCUGUGUGAUGUGGUCAGAACAUUUGUGAGUUUUGCUGCAUUUAUUCAUUUUUAAGCACACUUUGAAAAUUUCCUUUAGAUUAAUAUUACAGUGUGAUAAGCAGUCACUAUAUAGGCUGUUGUUGCGUUAUUGGGCAAAGGUUCACUACAGUGCUGAGUAAGGGUCUGGAUUUGUGAAGCUGUUAUUCUUGUAUUGAUCUGAACUCACUGUGCCUUCAGCUAUAAAACAAAAUCUCCAUCUGCCCUGCCAAUCCAACAAAGUAACAACCAAACUUUUACUGUAACCAACAUUUACUGCCUCUAAAAUGAAUUCAAAACUUGUAAUUCAAUCAAACAUAUUCUAAUUCAGUGUAUUAUGGAUGGUCUUGCUGAUUCCAGUCUGACAGAUAAAGAUUGACUCCCAUUUUGUCCCAUUUUUGUGCACCAUAAAACACAUAACUGCUGAUAAACAACGAGUUCAAGACUGUCAGUGAGACCUUGCAGAUGCCACUCAGUCUUUACAUUAGAGUCAAAUCUUAGCCUAUUAUGGUUUUUAUAUUUAACAUCUGUUAAAGGGAGUUCCUCUCUGCCCAGUCUAAGACUAUAAGAUCCCAUCUGUUGCUGCCUUCUUUGUCCCUUGCUACCCCUUUGAGGGAUUUGGCCAUGUGAGUCAAUCACAUGCACUGUUAAAUAUACACUGCCAGAAAGGGGAGGCUAGGACAACUCAGUGAGUUCAUGUUGUGUUAAUACAUUGUUAAGCAUCGUUGUGACUCAUUGUUUGUUGCCUUACCUUCAAACCUUGUUAAAUAAUUCCGUUCUUACAUGAUCUCUUAUCUCUGCUCCUUGAGCCAGCAAAGCAAUGAGAUGUGUGCAGAAUUGUAAAUUAUAGAUAGAAAGGUAUGCAGUUCUCUUCUGUAUUCCUUUUAGAUUCUGCAUUUAUAUUUAAUCAGGAUCAGAUUUUUGGGAUAAAUCGUGUCUCACAAUAAUGGUUUCUAACAUUCCCUGUAUUUGUUACAGCCGUGUAAACACACUGAUUCUACAAUGCAUUAAGAAAUUAUCUUCUGUGAGCUGGAGAGUUUCUCAAUUACUUCAGUCUCCUUGCUCACUUGUCCAGGUUAUCCUUGUGCAUCUACCUUAAUCGCUCUGAUGCUACCAAGCAUACAGCACCAUGAGGUUGAUGUCUUUGUUGCCUUUGUAUAAUGUGGCACAGAAGAGAGCACUACCCUGUUUCCCUGCUUGGAUGAUGCUCCUGUUAUAAGCAGCUCCACCGUACUCCACAAUCCCAUCAAUGCAACAUAACAACAGUAUGACAUUAGGAUUACUGGUUGAUCAUAUUUCUAUCUGCAAGGACAUUGUAAGUGGGCUUAUGUUGAGAAAAAAAAAUGAACACCCAGUACACAGAGAGGCAUCUGGGAAUCCUAGUAGAAGGUCCUGUGAGUAUUGUUCUGUGCUGUCUCUGACAGCUGGCUCGCUUUUUUUGCAAAGUGUCCUGAUCUCAUGGCUAGUGUUAAUUUUGGGAAAUAAAAUGAUCUAAUUUAAUAGUGUAACUGCCUAACAAAAUAGCCUGUCUAUUAGGGGUGGGAGAAAAAAAUACAUACAGCAUAAUAUUGCAAUAUUUUAUCUGGUGAUAUAUCGUAUUGUCUCUUUUAUCAAGUAUUGAUUUUUUUUCAAAUUAAUUGCUAAUAUAUAGUCAAAUCUAUGAUGAUGGAAAAAUAAAGUCAACUGUUAGUCCAGUGAGGUUGGCAGAGGUGACAUCAUAGAGCAGGAGAAAGUGAGUACAACAAAUAUAUAUGGUUUGCAAGAUAUGCUUCAUGCAAAUAAAAUACAGUGUAAAUAAGACAAUUAUAAAGAAAAGCCAAAUGCUAAAUUAGCUAAACAGUUUUUGUAUAAAAUCGUAUUGUGAUAAUAUAGUAUUGUGAGGUCACUGGUGAUUCCCACCCCUACUGACUAUGUGUUAGAAAUAUUAAAAUAUAUCUCUAACUUGUGUGUCAUAUUUGAGCUAAAAUAUACAACAGGGACUGAGAUGUCCCUUUAACUGAAAAUGUUAAAAAAAGCAGCUUAAGUGUAAAAUAAACUGUCCUCUUUGCCAUCCAGUGCCAUCCCCAUACUGCACCUUCGGUGUUAUAAUGUUGCUUGGAGUCUGUACCACUUGGUUUCCCAGCAUACACUGGUAGAAAAUUGUGUUAAAAGAUCCCUGGAGACUGACUUAUUCACAGUUCAGUUUUGAGAGCUACUAUGUAUGACAGAUGAGUAAUAGCUGCUUAUUUUACCAGAUCAAAAAUCAGCUUCACAGGCCAGGUUCACAUUCAUCUACAUGGACUUUGAUUCUAGUUUAUACUGCAUAUUCCUCUGACACAAAAUCUCACUAUUGGACUAUCACUCAGGCAGCAGGCAUGUUGAAACAUUUCUGUACGAAAAGUUGUUUUUCAAGCAGUUUUGGAACAGUCAUGUCAGCCUGUUGCUUUGAAGCUCACCGGUCUACUCUCACUAUCUCAGCUCAGACCUGGUUGUGUCAAUGACAAGUGGACUCUGCUUGUAUAUGAGUAGUCCUCCUCUGUUAUGAUGUUAACAGGAUUAUUUUGAAUGAUGGGGAUGCCGAGGAAGGUUCUGGUCACAACAACAGACACAGUCCUCCCUAUUGUCAACAGGAGCUCCUCCAUAAUGCAUAUCUUUACUAUGUUAAUGUGCCACGCUUACCUUCAAAGACCACAUUACCAAUGUUGCCCUUGUCGAACAAGUGUCACGGUUUAAGCCUAGUUCUCAUUCAUCACUUCUUUUAUGUAAAGCUGCAUUGAUGAUUUUCAAAACUAUGUUUCAAAAGAAAGAAAAGUGAAACCUUGAGUGUGGUGUUUUGGUUAAAGAGAAAGGAACUGGUUUAGUUCAGUGUGCAUGGAGCUAAUGAAAGAGCCAUGAGAUGAAUUCAGAUCAACAAAUGAGCCCCCCUGGUAGAGCAGGCUCUUUAGCCUUCAUUUGCUGUUAUUUGUAAUUUAUUACCUGAAGGAACAGUUGAAUCGUUCUGGUAAUGCGAUAACUUUGAGCUGGAUCAGUUGAGGCUGAAGGCUUAAUUUUGUGAUUUUCUGAAAUGCCUGUUGAGGCAACGAUGGAGUAAUUUGCAUGUGGAACUCCAGCAAAAUGAAUGAUGAAUUCAGCUCUUAAGGUACCAGAGGGUAAACAGGUCUUAUCAGAGGGACCUCUUGAGAUAAUCUUUAUUUCACACAAAGGAUUUAUAACAUAAUUGUUCUAAAAGAAACCAUAGGAAGUUCUGUUUGAAUGAGCUCAGUCCUGUCUGUCAGAAAGCAUUGCCGGUGUUGUUCAUUGCUGUGGGGCAGAGACCUCUGUGCAGUAAAGGUGGGGUUGACCUUUACUGAAAGCACUGAGCCCGCCAUGAAGGGAGGGGAAUCAUGGGGAGGGGAGCAACGACAUGGUUGGGGGGUGGAGUGGUGGGGUAGUCCCUGAGCUCUGGUGACUGGGUUAGAUACUGUGUGUGAGAAACUGCAGCUAUCUGACCUCUGACCUCUGACACAUGACACGCUGGGAAGAUCAAAGGGCAGGUCUCUUAAAAGGCUGCCUGCGCUAGUGUUUACAGUAGUGCUGAUAGAGGAAGAGGAAGAGGAGGAGAUAACUAAAGUGAAAGAAGAGACUGGAGAAGAGGGGCAGAAUGAUGAUAUCACAUAUGAAGAUACUAUGCCAUAAUGGUACUGCUUUAUGCAACAAGAUUUAAACCAACAUUAUUGGAUCAUAUCCUGGAUUUGGUCAUGUAAUUGUUUCAUUGUUUCACAUACUCAGUUUUUACAUGAUUUAUGAUCAGACUGAACCUUCAUUUCAGUAUGUAAUCAAAGAUUUCCUCAAAUUGUAGGGGUUUGUUCUGAGUACCAUGGUAGCAGCUUACUUUUUAACUCUUAGAUGAUCCAUUUGGACAUACGGCUGGGCGAUAAACCAAAAAUUUACAGAUACCAAAGUUUACGACUAUAACUGACGUCAUUUUGCCCUUAAUGGUAUUCAGUGUCAAAAAAAUAAAUGAAUAAAAGUUGGUUUUGGAUGUGUGUAGGUAGGCUAUGAUCUCAUGUCCCUUUAAAGGUCCUUACACACCGGGGCCGGCGCGAAUAUGGAACGCAAAAUUCUGAAAUAUUCAGAGGCGAAUUUUGAUGCGUCUGACUACACAUCAAGCUCGAUGUGAUUUUGUGACUUUCCGGGGGGGAAAAGACGCAUCCCGGGAAGACUUUUCCUGGGGAAAGUCCCGCCUUCUUCGCCUCUGAUUGGCUAGAAAAGCUGGAAACGUCAUCACACGAUCAAGCCAAACAGUCAGCACUUAUAGCCAAUCAGAGGUGAUAAGAUAAGCACAUGAAACUAUGGUACUACGUUAUGGCUUACUAUGCCUACUACUUCUUAUGACUAUGGCUUACGUUAGCACAGAUGAAAGUUAAAACAAAGACGUUUAGCAAACUGUUAAAGCACACAAACCAUCGCCAUAUGAGAGAUCCAUCGCUAUGACUCUCCACAAGUUGUCCUUCAGGUCGUUAUCUUUGUAAUGUUUGUGUCUUUUAUCAUAAAGCACUCUGUUCUCAGACAUGUAAACAAUCGGCCGGUCGGCCAUGUUGGAUAUACCGGUGAAUCUGACGUCGCAACAACACGCAAUCUGAUUGGUAAGAAGUGGACACACAGUGUGGGAAACUUAAGAAAAAUCGACCAUGAUCCGAAAAAAUAGAUGCCACAGUAUCGCAGGAUGGGAAAAUGUCGCUGAUGUGAACGCUUGUAUUGACAGGAUACGGGUUCGAAAAAAAUAUUGACUUCCAAAAUAGUCGCACGAAAAAACGCUCCCGGUGUGAAAGGACUUUAAGACGCUGUCCUACGUCAGAGACAUGACUCCACCCCACCCAGUUGGUAACAAAGAGGGAAAGACAGGUGAGGAGAUGGAGGAUGGUUUACAAGAUGUAGCGGCUGGAGCUGCGGCUGAAGUUGAUGAAGUUAAUGUGGGAGGGGGUGAGCCCUAUAGCAGCUUACUUUUUUACUCUUAAGUGCUCCCCUUGGAUGUACGGUUGCUUUAGAGUUCAAUUUUUGUGAGCUUUUGCCCACUCAUAUCUCUUUUUCCUGUUCUGUGGACGAAGUAGUGUUUUUUUGCAGAUACACAACCCUUCAGACCAGCCUUUCUCAAACGUCAUUUCACGGUUGUCAGAGAUAUGGGUUUCGACCUUGUCAUGUUGAUUUCCUCCCUUAUUUGUGGUGCUGUCUUUCGCCGAUCUCUCUUACUGGUGACAAUGCUAUGUUUAUCCUCUUCUUUUGUAGUAACUCUCUUUCGUCCAGGUCUUUUUAUAUCAUCAUAACUUCCAGGUUGCAAUUUCUCUUUCUGUGUAUCCUUCUUUCCUCAAUGUACAAAUCUGUACUUUUGUUUCUUUACUCAGUUGCUUAUUUCUAGCCAUUUUUGUGGUAGUUUGAACGCAGUUGAGAUUUAUUAGGAUUUUUGUAUGCAGACUCUCAAAAGAAUAAUCCAACUGUGAUUUGUUUUUUUUUGCUUUUGCACUGAAGUUGUGACUCUUGCAAAUGUUUUCAACCCUAAAACUAAGCCCUUAUUCUCUUUUGAUGACAUAUGUAGCAAUGGUCUGUUAACAUCAAUGUAUAUCUAAAGGUAAAUGGAGUAAAAUGGUGCAUUUCCAUGAAAGCAACAUUUGAUCAUGCUAUAAAGGAGUAUAAAUCAUGGAGUAAAUACAUCCCAAAAUACAUAAAACUCUAAAUUUUUAAAAAAGCAUUGUGAACAAAAACUUGAAGUUACUCCCAACUGUUCGGCCUGUAAUGGCCUUGCUUCCAAACUUUUGGCCUGUAGUGUAUGCCUGCUACCCCUAUACCAUUCUUUACAAGUCUUAUUAACAGUUAUAUUACAUCCAUUAUGUAAGAAUUUCUUAAAGCACUCUUUUAUCCAGAUACUUUUAUGUAGUAAGACCAGUUUGAAGAUGUUGAAACAUUACAUAACCCUUAUUUUCCUAACCUCAAACCCCCCCUCUACAAACACACACACACACACACACACACACACAACUCACAAACAGUGCAUGAGUGCAGACACACAAUCUCCGCCAGCGUAAUGAUGGGACUCUCUGAGAUUGUCUGCAUGACUGAGAGAGGAAAUUGACUAGAACUUGAGUCCUUGUGAUGGAGUGUAACAGAGUAUGUAAGAGUAUUCACACACAUGAAUCCGGUGUUACUUUGAAUGGGAUUUCUCAUGUUGGCUUUGUUGAGAGAGUCAGGCUGACUUAUGCGAUCACAUGUAAAUGUCGAGUGAUUGGCUUUGCUGAACUAAUCCAGCAGCAGACCCUUUAUUCCUCCUGAUGAAAAGCAUUGAUUUCCCUGAAUCCUACUCAUGGAUGCAAGCUCACACAGUGCAUGCUCGUCUCCUCCCUGCUCCUCUCGCAGCACGACGGCCAAAUCCACAGCAGCCAGGGGCAUGCUGCAAGACCCUCGAACUAAAUAUAUCUGGAGGGCAGGGACUGUGGGUUAUUCACAGUUAGACCAGGCCCUGGCAGUGAGACACAAUUUCUGUUCACACAGCGAAAAGGUGAGAAAAGGCCUGAAUAACAGAUUAGAAAAUGCCAAAAUUAGGGAGAACGAACCAGUAGAAGCAGUAGAACAGGAAUCAAGCACAAGCAGGUAAAUAAGAGAGGAGUAAAGGAGUGAUCCAUAGACAGAGGGGAAGGAAGUCUGACAGUCAUAGUAAUUAUAGAGAAAGACAGUCAUUUGUGUUUUCAGGGUGGACACUUAGAGGUUAAGUGUCAAUUGCUCAUCAUUUAUUCUAAAUCUGGGAUAGAGGACAACUGAGGAAAAUUCAAAACUACCACUGCAUCUGUGAGUCACUGAGUCAGAGUUCAGUCAGCCGAUCAGCCUGCCCACUGAUAUAAGCAGCGACAUUUUAAGCAGCUGUGAUAGCACCCAGUCAACACAAUGUUGUCGCUUCAGAACCUACGUGAGCAUCUUUUUUUAGAGAGGAAAUUUUCUGACUCCAGGCGGAAUUUCUGCCUGUUUCAUCCAAUUAAUCAUUUAAUUAGCCCUUCAAUAUCAGCAGGAAGAUUUUCUGUCUUUUUUUUUUACAUUUUUUACAUUGGAUAUUCUCUCCCCCAGCCAUAAUAGUGCACAGCUGUCUACUUCCUUCCAAGCCCCAGUCCAGAAAUAAUAAAAAUUGCUUUUCUAUUUUCUGGGAUGUAUCAAAUAGUUUCAUUUCCUCUUGUGACCACGAUCAGACAGUAGCUCUUGAAAAUCCCUUCUUAAGCCUAGGGGGUUUACGGUUCCACCUCCUCAUUUGCCCUUGCACAAGAAUAUGUAAACAACACCCUCAUCUGGGGCCUCACCACAUCUCCUCAGUGACCCCCCACACUCCCCCUCAUUCAGGUUCUGUCUGGGGCAUCUCCAGCUCUGUGGUCCCAGUGAGUCGUGGAGGGCCCCUAUGAUGUUUGUUCACUUGUCAGAUGGCAUUUGACACGCUGUUUGGGAAGACAACAAAGCUGGCGUUAGGGGAAGGAGGUCAAAUGACCCGAAUGAGCAGGGAGGUCUGAUGAGGUGUAUCAAGGUGUGUUGGAUUGUUUUCACCGUAAAUGAAACCUUCAUGUUUUCCUCUAAUCUGUUUGGAAAGUUGUUAAUCUGGAAUUUGAGUCUUUGUCAGAUCUUUCUAGUAUUUGAGUGUUUGAACAGAACAAACCAGAUUUUUAAUGUCGGGGUCAUGGGAUAUAUUUUUAACAGUCAGAUUAUAGUAAUCCUCUUGGUUACAUGUGGAGGAGAGUAAACGGUGUAUGAACUGGUGGAUGGAUGAACAACAGACCAUGAGCCAGGAACGGUGAUUGAUGUUCCCUGUUUAUCCACCAACAACAGACAAAUGGCAGAGUUUGGCAGAAGUGCCCUCAAUGUUGACCUCACUGUUAAGAUUUAAACAUCAACCUUGCUGGAGUUUAAAGCAGUUUUCCCUCUAAUGAUAAUAAUACUACUACUAAUAAUAAUUUUGUCUCAUUUUUUAAGUUAUCUUGAGUCAGGACCUUUUCUCUGUUUGAGAAAAAACUGUUCACAGCCUCCUCCUACUCUCUCUACUGCAUGCUGAUGGACAACACUCAGGGAUUUUCUUUAGUGCACCUGGUCUGACGUUGCUUCAGCUGCCUUGUUUGCACCUAUCAGUGACGACUGACUUCAAGAACAACUCUCUAUUAAAAGCAACUCAGCUCCAGGAAACACUGUUAUAUGUUCUCCCAACAGAACAACAUGUAAAGUGACCAAACAAACUGGUUAUUGACAAUCUAAUUUGUUGUCAACCAAUUUUAAUUUUCAUUGUUGAUCCCAGCAAAACAUUUUCCUGUGCGUGUGCUCGCACAUGUUUGUAUGCCAAGUACUAAUUUGGUUUGAUCCUCUCUUAGGGCCCCCUUUCCCCAGAGCUACAAAAACAGCUAGGGGCCCUGAUGGCUGGUACUGACUCUAAACAAUAGCCUCAGUUCUAAUACGCUGGUCUGCUUGACUAGCUAAAAGUUUGUGUCAGUCAUGCACAGUCUGAUCUAGAUGCAUCGCAGACUAGUGAGAGUAUACAAUACCAACAUUUUGAAGCUAUAAACAGAGAGGUCUUAUUGAAACCUUCAGGUUGUCUUUAACUCUGUUUUCACCGAGACAGAGAAACAGGCAGCAGACCCUCAUACUGUCAUGCUGCACCUAUGUGGAAAUGACGCAGCAGGUGGGGUUUAAAACCAUGAUGUUGCCAAAGAUCUAUUUUAGCAGAUUAGAGUUCCCCCUGCUAGUGUUUAGUUCAGAGGAGAGGGACUGGAUGAAAUGACAGUCACCCCAAGUGGCCUCGGCUUACACAUGGACUGGUGAACUUAAUCAUUUGAAUCUGUUGCAUGUUCUUUGUUUUCAAUUCACGCUGUAUGUAGGUUAAGCCUCUUGUUGGGCGAUUAUUUAGGAAAUGAUUUUUUUCUUUUCUUAUUGCUGGGUCCAAAGCUCUCUGGUCCAUCGUGCGUUGUGGCCCCAGGGUUGUUAGUCAGAUGAAAGAGCUUCUCUGUUUGCUUUUUUUAUUAUAUAACAAUAAAAAAAGAGGCUUGUCAGCAGUACAACCUUUAAUCAAAGUCUUUUAGCUCAACUAUAUGAAUCAAUUUCAGUUUAUUAAGCCAAACAAUGAAAAUCUUCUUUCACAUCUCUUACGGCAUGAAGGGUCAGAGGUCAGGCUUUGUACUUGUGUCUGUUUGUACAACUGGACUAACCCCAUCCUGGGCUCAUGAUUCUUUAUAGCAGACUGCUGGACAGUGGCAACUGGCUAGCUGGUUGUCUUUGCUGCCUGUCAGUGGUUUUCUGGCUGCAGGCCUCUGCGCCACAAGUGGCUCCACUCCAACAAACUGGCAUUCCUGCUGCUGCAGACUCAAGCUUCAAGCCUUGUCCACAUUUAACACUCCCUAUGGGCCACACAUUAUAUAACGCCACCCACUGGUUCUCUGUAGUUGACCCCAACACACAGGGAUGCACACAGACAGAUGCAUAUGCAGACCUGUGCAUGGAGCUCUGUGCAUGAGGAUAAAAUAAAGAUCCAAACAUGAAAAGCUCCCUGCAACAGACCAGGCAAAGACAGACAGACAAAUACGUGAGUGAUUUGAAUAAUGUCAAAGCAAAAUUCUCUCUUCUUCAUUUUUUUCUGACAGCUUCUUGUUCAUUCAUGAACAGGAUUCAAAGGUGUGAAAAGUGGCUGAAAUUUUGGUGCUAAAGAAGCUUCACCCAUAAAUAUAAAUGCUCGUAGUUUGACAUGAUGUUGCCAAAACAGAAUGACAAUUUACACUUAUUAUUCACUAAUGACCAUCUCUGCAGUCUGUGUGAGAGAAGAGUUUGUACCACUGGUUUCCCAUUCAAGUCAAUAAGGUGUUAAAAAAAAAAACAGGGUGAAGCUGCACACCAGUGCCCAAACAAAAAAAGGUUGCUGUCACACUUCUGUGUAUUUAACACUUUCAGUGUGCUUUCAAUAAACAGAGAGUAAGGGAUGCACUUUUACACUCAGGGUGAAAAAGCUUUGACACAGCCAUAUUGUGCUCUGAUUUCAGGUAUUACUGUAGAUAUUUUUGUACCCUCUGGCAGUCCAUUUGUUGAGCUUCUCUAUACUUUCCCCCCUCCUGUUCAAUUAGAAGGCUAUACUACUCUAGAGCAAACAAGAUAUUCUUUCUCACUCUUGAGAGUAUUUCAAGGCUGCGCUGUUUCCUCUUCACAUACAAGCUGCAGCAGUUUCACCUCAAAUACCCUGACCUGCUCUUCUCUUAGACGUCUGUCCAGAUGGUUGGAGAGUGUGAGCCGGUGGAACAAAGCAGAUCAUUGGCUGGAAAGGGUUUAGGGCGGGGGCUGAGGGGGGUGGGGAGGGUCAGAGAGUAGCAGGCCAGCUGAGCACAAUGAGGUCACACUGCCAGGGACUCAGCGAGUAUAAAAAUACAGCCGUAGAGAUCUCAUUCCCUUUUCCGCAAGCAGCAAGUGAGAACACAUGGUAUGUGUGUUUGUGUGUGUAUGUGAGCAUGUUGUGCUUGAGUAAGCUUCAUUCUUGAAUGAGACAUCUGAAAAUUGUAGUGGUACAUAUAUUUUUAAGAAUAGCUAACUUCACUUAUGACUCAACAAAAUUACUUUUUUUUAAUCCACGCCUACUCUAGAAAUUAGAAGAUACCUUCGUCAUAAUUAUCUGAGCAUGUGCAAAUAUGUGUGUUCUUUGCAGUCUUGAAAAAUGAAGCAGAUUCAGAAAUGUGAGAAGUGCAGUUCCUGUUGUGUCAGAGACUUGAGGGAAAACCCCUUUAGAGUCCACAUAAGGAUGCAUUUCUACUGAUUCAGUCAUUUUGAUCAGACUAUUUUAAGUUAAAUAGAAAUGCAUAAGAAGGGGUGUGGCUUAUAUGAUUGAUAUGUGGGCUCAGAAAUGGUGUGUACCAGGAGAUUUAAGACCUGUGAUGUGAUGUGGGGAAACAAACUCAACGGUCCAUGGGCAUUCUCUGUCUGUCUCCUGGAUGUCUCCUUCUGUAUCUUCUAGUUAGAUGUUUUUAUUUCCUUGCUGUCUAGUUUAGCAGAGACUUGAAGGGAUAUUCCAGCCUAGUUUAAGUUACAGUCAAACACACUGUAACACUGAGCCCUGACGAGGCGAUCACCAAGUGCAGCGGAUCAUUUCCAUGAGGUAAUAAUCAUCAAAAUAAUCAUUUUGCACUGCAGACACGGUAGUUCUUCUGCCUUAAGGUCCUUUCACACUGGGAGUGUUUUUUUCGCACGAUCAUUUCGGACAUCAAUAUUUUUUUUCGACCCCAUAUCCUGUCAAUACAAGCGUUCACAUCAGCGAUGUUUUCCUGUCCUGCGAUACUGUGGCAUCUAUUUUUUCGGAUCACAUUCGAUUUUUCUAAAGUUUCGCAUACUGUGUGUCUACUUCUGACCAAUCAGAUUUCAUGUUGUUGCAACAUCAGAUUUACUGGUAUAUCCAACAUGGCCGACCGGCUUAUUGUUUACGUGUCGGAGAACAGAGUGCUUUUUGAUAAAAGACACAAACAUUACAAAGAUAAUGACCUGAAGGACGACUUGUGGAGAGUCAUAGCGUCAGAUUUCUGAUGUGACGAUGGUUUGUGUGCUUUGACAGUUUGCUAAAUAUCUUUGUUUUAACUUUCAUCUGUGCUAAGUAACUUUAGCUCGUAAGCUAACCUGCUCAGAUACAAUAUACCGUAUGUAUUUUCACUGUCUCAAACUCAAUCACGUUGCUGUCACAGCACCAACUCAGUACAUGCUAUCACGACAGACAGCCAUUUCAACACUAAUGUCUAAUCAGAACUGAAAAACAGUCAGUCUGGUGUUGUGUCUUUUGCGUCUUUUUUCCCCCGGAAAGUCGCAAAAUCGCAUCGCGCUUGAUGUAUAUAGUCAGGCGCUUCAAAAUUUGCCUCCAAGUAUUUCAUAAUUUCGCGUCGUAUAUUUGAGUUGUUGUUGUGUGUAAGGACCUUGAGCGUCAUAAAUGUUCUUCCUUGAGCUGGGAAUCUCUGCUGCAUUUAAUGAUCGACUCGUCAGGGUUCCCCCCAUGAACAAGCAGCUGCUGGAGGAGAGUGGGUGAGUUAUGUUUGGUCUCUUUGCUAAAAAACCAGGCAAAGCUAAAAAGAUGUUUGAUGGCUAGUACUAUGGCUGGGACCCUAUAUGUACUUUUGAUGAAGAUAGGUGCUGUUCUGAGCAUUACUUGUGGCUUUAGAGUGGCUUUUUGGUUGAGGUUUGCACAUGAAGACGUCGGAAUAUUGUUUAAACUAAGAGUUGUAUUAGUUGCUUUAUCUACCAAAUGAGUGUCCCUGAGAGUAUUGGCCUGAUUUCCCUGAAUCUUCCUGGGUCUGUAGAUGUUGGUAAAAACACAGACAAAUAUAAGCCACAGGAACCAUUUAGUUAUUGGAAGAGAAGCUCAUGGAACUAAAGGUUGCUGGUACUAAUGGAUAGAGACGCACUGCACGUCAACCAUUUACACCCUGAUAUGAUGAAGUUAUUUUCCAAGAUAAAAAGCGUGAUCUUAUUUCUGGGAAAUUAUAAUAUCAAAUUUUCUUUAAAAGAUGAAUAGGAGAUCUAGCUGUGGACAAACUUCAGCUUUUUUGUGAUGAUAUGGGCCUGUGGGAAAUUAAGUAGAAAGUGGUGAAGGAAAGAGCUGAUAGUGUCAAAAUACGAGAGAAUCCAUAUUCUUGUAAUUUAACUCAAAAUAUGAAGUUGUGGGCAUGCUAAGGCUUGAAAGUGCAUUACAAAAGGUGAUUACUGUCAACCUCUUAUCUCUAUAUCAAGCCGUGGGAGUCUGAUGCAGGCAGUCAUUGGUCUUUUUUAGGGGGCGUGUUGAGCAUAACCAGAGGGAGUUUAAUCCUGUUACAUAAUGCCACUCACUAAUAUUUUAAUGUUGCAUCCAUGAGAACCACAUAUAACCUCAUAUCAUGCAGGCCUACAUGUCUCAUAGAUUCCCCUUAACCACGCUAAGCUUGUGCUGGAGCCCCUCGGUAUGAAGCUGCCUAAAAAAGGAGAACAGCCUGCUGAAUAACUUGACCUGCAACAUGGAGCAGAGUCAUAACCAGUGGAGGCAUAAACCAGGCAGUGACACACAUUGUUAUUUUCCAGGCCUGAUGGCAGAGUCCAGUAGGGUGCUGUCACCUGCAGUAUAUUAUGACUCCCUGAUUGAUUCCUCUUCAUACUGACUGCUGCUCCAUCACUCAGCCUGCAGGCAGCUGUGCUAACUCUCAGCACCAGCCACAGUCACAGGAAUAACAGAUUGGCUGCUGAGUUGCCUUCCUACCAUCAACCUUUACUCUUAAACCAAACUAGAUUACUGCCCUGUGUUAGCGGUGGGAGAAAAAAUCGAUACAGCAGAGAAUCGCGCUAUUUUGUUUGUUGAUAUAUCGUAUCAUCUCAUUUACCAAGUAUCGAUUUUUUUUUUGUUAGUUACUAAUAUGAAGUCAAAUCUAUAAUGAUGGAAAAAUAAAAUAAACUGUUUGUCCAGUGAGGUUGGCAGAGGUGACAUCAUAGAGCAGGAGAAAGUUAGAACAACAAAUAAAUAUAAGGUUUGCAAGAUGUGAUAGACGAAAUAGAACAAAGUGUCCAAACAUAAAGGAAAGACAAAUGCUAAAUUAGCUAAACAGUUUAAAAACAUUGUAUAACCGCAAUAUAUUGUAUCGCAAUACUCAAUGUAUUGCAAACCGUGAAAAUCACUAAAAUAUUGUAUCUUGGCCCAGGUAUUGUGAUAAUAUCGUAUCGUGGGGCCAGUAGUGAUUCCCACCCCUACCCUGUGUGUGUAAAGGAUAAACCAGGCCAACAAAUGAUUGUGCAUCCGUUUUGGUCCUUUAAACAGCAUCUGGUGAUUAUUUAAAGAUGUCUAAAAUCAGUUCUUUGUAGUGAUUCUGCAUGCAUGCAAAAAAAUCCACAGGAGUCAUAGUGUUAGUUCAUUAGCCAAUGUCCAUGCAUACACUACUGCAAGCAGAUAUGACAUUAUGCUUCAUUUAUUCAACCCUGUAUUUUCUAGUUAGUACACACAGCAUGUCCAUGCUCAGCAGGCGUCCUUCAAAGUACAGAAAAUACUCAGUUCUUAAGGGUGUUAGGACUGACAGAUGUUUGCCACUGUGUUGACAUUACCUACACAAUAGCCCACUCACAGACUGCUGACCAGCUCUAUGAACAUGGCACAAUAACGCCUGCAGGAGACAAUCUUCUUCUUUUAUUUGUAGUGGGUCAUCAUCACAGCUAGACCACAAAGAGUAUCCUCAGUCUCUGCCGCAGCGCUGUAGGAAAGCUGCUUCCUGAGGGCAUGUGCAGGCUCUUUUUUCCUCUCGACACAAUUACAUUUGGUCUGUCAGUGUGAAGUGUGUUUCUGUGUGUCUCUGUGUGUCUGAGGGUGCGAAACAAAGGGCAACAUCUCAGCUCUGUAGAAGUGACCGUGUCCUCUGUAGAUGACCCCUGUGAUAACAGGAGACUCCUCUACCACCUGUCAUGACAAACUGACUGAUGUGUGUGUGAGUUCAACUCAUCUAGAGUUGAAUAUACCUUCCUGUGAUACUCGGACAAGUCAUCAGUAAAGAACCUGGGGUCAUAGGGUAUUUCAGGUUUUUAAUCACUAUACACCCUCAACUAAGCGACCCAGCCAGAAGAGAUCAGUCUCCGGCUGUGUCCAAGUGGCGUGAUAUUCUACGGUUCCCCCUUACGGACCCACAGCCACCUCUAGGUCCACCCGGCAACCUCAAGAGUGUUCUUGAUGGUUCUCCUAGAUUGCAGUCCUUUCACUUUGAGUGUUCGCAGUAGUGAAUGUACAGUAAAGACUCGGCACCUGACCUCCUCACAGCAGGCUUUCCAGCCAUUACUCCAGCUCUCUGUUAUGAGCUCUGUGUAUUUUGACAUCUUUUGUUCAUUAGCUUUGUCUAUUUGGUCCUGUCAGAGGACGAUCAGCUCCAGGAGAACCACUUCCUUGGUGGAGUCUGAAGUUAGCAACACAUCUGGGCGAAUAGAAGUGGUUGUGAUUAGGGUUGUAAAGGGGCGGAAAGUUCUGGUAAAUUUCCGGCCAACCUUCAAUUUUGUAAAUUUCUAAAAUAUUUUCCCGUUUAUUCCCAUAUAUCCCCGUGAAUUCCCAUAUAUUCCCGAUAAAUUCCCAUGAAAAGUUUCCAACUUUGAAAAUUACUAGAAUUUUGCAAGCUGUGAUGUAGAAAUUGAGCUGUUUUCUAAGGUUGACUUGAAGCUGCCAGUAAGGAGCGGUGGUGAGAAGCCCCCUGUAAAACUGGGCUGAUGGCGAUGUGUCUUUGGUCCCGAUCUAAUGACGGAGGCAGUCUGGAUCUUGCUGUGCUGGAUUGCUAUGCAGAUGAAGUCCGCCCAAGAUCUUGAUUAUGGCGUCAGCAGUACUGCCCCUCUCCUGGCGCUUUCGGGCAGCAGCUCAAGAUAUGUUUCAGGCUGCCCCUCCUCUGGUACAGCUUGCACUGUGGAGAAUCUUGGGCCCCAGGUUGGCUGGGCUCAGGAGGAAGAUGUGAACUGAUUGGAGAAACUUGAUGUGUGAUGGCUGAGCUUUUCAAAGCUCUGCCCAGGUGAUCUUAAAGGAUUCUGCAUGCUCCCACCGAGUCCAUGCCCCUUGCUUAGACAUCUGGAAGCAUUGUUUUUCCUCAACUCCACUCAAAUCUCGUCCUGAACCAGUUAAUGCUUCUCCUUUCUCCGGGCCAGGUUGUAAGAAGAGAAAUCUAAGAUUAUUAUUGUUCAGUCUUUUUAUCAAAUAAACAAAUGAACCAUAUAAAGACUGAGCAAUUAUUUAAAAAGUUUGGCUUUUUGAAAUAAUGGACAUAUUAAAGCCCCUAUGAGGAGGUUAUUUUUGUUGAUUAUAAAACAAACUGAAACUAAUGUUGAUGCCUCUUUGUGGCCUAGGAAAGCAAACCAGAUCAUCACAACAAAGACUCAUUGCAUUUAUUUAGCUAUUUUUAAAGUCUAAAACCUCUGCUGGUGGGUAGGUGUUUAACAAAAUGACUUGCAUCUGCAGAAAAACUUUCUCUGUUUACAUUUUUUAAUAGCUGAGAUUCACAUAGAUUUACACAAUUGUCUGUAAAAACAGCAAAAUGAGUUUUUUUGUGUCAGAAAAUACUGCCUUUGCUUGUAAAGGUCAGAAUGAGGAAAGGGAUUAUCAUGAUGUUAAGCAACAUAUCUAUAAAGACAUAUCAAUAUUUUGUAGGCUAGCUUCUCUGACUAAAAACUGGUAACAUGGUGUGGUUUGGUUUCACUUCGGGAUAACUUCACUUGAGUUAGAACUAGGGCUGGGCGAUAAAACAAUAACGAUAUCAAGAAAUGAUUUCCCUCAAUAUCAAUAUAAAACAUGGUAAAUAUAAUUUUUUGAUUGUCUGUAUUCUGCCAUGUUUUGGUAGACUAUACGAUUAGACAAUGAAAAGGGGAGUGGCUCUGGGUCCGCGCUGAACCAAUCAUGUGCUGAUUUAGAAACAAGUAGCAAACAACUGCAUAGUAACAGGCUGCAACUACACGCAACCAUAGCACUUUGACACGUGAAGCCGACAGCACUGUCGAUGAGAAAAAGAAAAUAAGUGCUACCACUGGAAGAAAUGCAGAUGAAGGCUCAAACAGAUAAUGACAUUGUCAACAACGACAACACUGGCACGAAAACGUCGGUGGUGUGAAGGUAUUUUGAUUUUUUGAGGUCGGACAUAAAGCAGAGUAAUCUGCACUGCAAAUAAUGUUGAGUACAUGUUCCCUCAAAGUCAGGGAAUACCUCAAAUCUUUUUCACCACCUGUAAUCAGUGCCACGCGGCAGAGCAUGCGCAAUGCAAAAGGCUACGAACCCUGAGCGGAGCAAGGAGCCCCUGGUGCCUGUGCAGCUGAAACAGCCACAGAAGAGACACAAAGACCUUACCAAUGCAGUUUCUUAUUGUAUUGCAAAAGACAUGCUACCAAUAAAUGUUGUUAAAAAAAAAAAUUAUAUCGAUAUUUAUUUUAAUAUCGACUGAAAUGAAAAAAUAUAUCAUGAUAAACCUCAGGGGGCGCCAGAAUCAACACAUAGUGAAAAUUCCCUACAGGAACUUUAAACAAAGGAGUAGCUCUAGUUUACGUCUGACUGCUUCACUUGUGCACAUUAAUAUCAAUGAUCUGUAUCUGCAGACAAAGUCCUGGUUAUUUUUAGUCUUUCUAUCAAUAACAGCUCAAAAUUAGCUCAUGUGAGAAUUGAAUGAUGACUGCGAUAUUCCUCGCCUGUUGCAUGAAGAUGCAACAACAUGAGUUGACAAUGUGGCUCUUUGUGAGCGCCUGCAGGGGAAACAUGUUUGACUCAGAGGAUGAUUUGUAGCCUCAAAUUUGUUCUUCUCUUUAGUGUUAAUUCAGUUUUUGUAGCUGUAUUUAAUUAAAGCUUUUCCACGUUCAAAUGUGAGACACUACACAAAGCAUGUGUCAACACUUCCUCACACUGCACGUACACACACACACACACACACACACACUCUCACACUCUCUCAAGCACAUCAUGGAGCUAAUAAGUGAUCUUCGUCAUGUUGACAGCGUGAUAGGAUGUUGGUUGGAGCACAGCAGCAGGACCUCAGGGCAGGUCGGACAGCACAAAGACGCUCUUGUAGCAGUCUGUCCCACCCUUUGACUUGCUGGUACUUUGGCUUGUCAUGCGCUCCCCUGUGACAGUCUCCCGUGUCUUCUUCAUGUAUCAUUACUUGACUCCUUGUGUUCGAUGUGAAUAAAGAGUUGUAUUCCCCUCAUCAGACUCCCUGAUGCCUUCUGAAAGUCGACAUCACUGUGGAGUUCGAACGGUCAGGUAAUGAGUCUGGAGAUGAUCCUUGUAACGACUGAGCAUCUGCUGUCCUUUGGCUGAAAAAAGCUACUUUGGCAAGCCUGUGGUGAAGACUGGUUGGCCAGAUCUGCGCUGGGUGAUGUAAUGAGGACAUUUGGUCUGGAGGGGAUUAUGGGUCAUGUCCCGACUGCUGCUCCUCACCCCGGGGCAUCUACAAGUUUGAUUGUCAAAAGCCAUGUUCUGCUUUGACCCCUGACCGGUUCACUAUCAUCCUUUUUUUCAGAAAUUGUUCCUCUGUUGACACAUUUUUCUCUGGGUCAGGUUUGACAGGCCUCUCAUGUGUUUGGUUUCUCAUUUUGUAAUAUUCCUGAAUGAGCAACAUUUGCUGUAAAACAUGCAGCCAUGUACACUGGAUGUUUGAGGAAGUAAGCUUUGAGUGUAAUCUUACACUCAGCAAAUUUGCUUUGAUUUUAUUUAUAAAUGCUGGCACGGGGUGAUAUGACAAUGCGGGAGAACAUUUGUAACAGUAGGGCUGAAUAAGGGGCAGAAACGCUGUUUACGUAGACCCCCUGUAUCAGACAAAUCAGGUCAUGUGAUAAUUAUCCAGGGUUCCUUCUGCUGGUAAUACCCUGCAGAGGGUGGCACCAAGAAUCAAAAUAGUCGUUUGUUCAAUUUUCAGGACUUCUGUUCAAAAUAAAGAAUUCAAGCUAUAAACUUAAAAGCCCUAAUCAUGACCAAUCAGAGUAUCUUUAAGCUUCAGGCGCAAAGCUUUUAUUUAUUACUUAUCAAUUAAGAUAAAGAUAAUUAAUUAAGAUAUAUCUUCUACUUCUUUUGUAGAUAAAGUGGGUAUAAUUCAUCUUUAUACAGUGUACAGCAGACCAUGUUUAACUCAGGCCUAACUCAUUUAUUCUUUAGUUCACUGUAAAAGGCAAAAUGACAGACUCCAUUAUAAAAGUGAAUGGGGAUGAGAGGUCAGCGGGGACAGGUCAUUCUGCAGAAAGCCGCAGGUGAGUGAACUUUUACUGAUGCAACCUGUGUUGACAGGAUUAUGAAAUAAUACUCUUUAAUCGUGGCACACUGAAGUUCAGUUUUUUAUUCUCUGUCUGGCUGCUAUUUAGUCUCUGCUAAAGGUGAGGGUCCCAUCCACUGUCAACAAACAGAAGUGAGAACUGCAGGAAGAAACGGAGUCACUGGGUUGAUUUUUAACCACGGCUGCAAGAUGAUUUUAGUUUCAUCCUGAUUGAAGUAGGGGCAUUCUCAAUUAAAACAGGGUAUAAAUUAACUGCAGUCAAGUAAAAUAUGUGUUUUAUGUCAUUUUAAUAAUAACAUAAAAUAAAUAAAGUUAGCAUAACAAAUAUAUAAGGUUUUCAAGAUGUGCUACAUGAAAGUAAAAUACUGUGUAAAUAAGACAAACAUAAAGGUAAGACAAAUGCUAAAUUAGCUAAACAGUUGAAGAAAUUCUAUAAAUCCCAAUAUAUUAUAUCUCAAUACUCACUGUAUUGCGAAAUGUUAAUCGUGGCCCAAGUAUCGUGAUAAUAUUGUAUCUUGGACCAAGUGUCGUGAUAAUAUCGUAUUUUGGACAACGUAUCAUGAUAAUAUCAUAUCGUCGCCCAAGUAUCGUGAUAAUAUCGUAUCAUGGCCCAAGUAUCAUGAUAAUACCGUAUUGUGGGGCCACUGGUGAUUCCCACCCCUACUGUCUAUGUAAGCAUACCUGAUGGAUGGGAUGGUUGUCAUGCUUUAAUGUUAUUUUAAUGCUGCCAGAUGAAGAUCAAACAAGCCAGUAGAUCAACUGAUGAUUAUUUUAAAUGCACUUUUAAACACUCCUUUAUUUAUCCCACUUUUUGCUAUCAUCCCAAUAUUAAACUAAGUAAUUGCACACCUGUAUUUUUAUCGUCAGUCUGACCUACAGAACAUGAAACACAACAGAGUGUAUGAUUGCAAACCUUUCCACCUGAUGGCGAUUGGCUUUUGGAAGACUGUAAGUUGUUAGUGGACUAUCUUCACUCUAAGGCGUGAUACUUUAUGAAAUAUGAGCAUGAAAUAUUAAGAUUUCAGAAAAAGUAAAUAUGCAUAGCAUGAUCAAAAAGCUUAUUUAAUUAUUGGUUCAAUCAAUCCUAGCUUCCCAAAAUCCCUUGAACAGGUUCAUUUAUAUUGAGGGUGUACUUCAAAGUGCAGCUCUGUAGACUUUUACUGAAAUCAAGACAUAAACUGCCUCAUAAACUGCCUACUGUAGCAGAUUUAUCUUUACAAGUAUGAAUGAAGUAACAGUGUUUAUCAUGUCUACAAAGUUAUUUCAUAAAGCCAACACAUUUAGAGUUUGUACAUUUAGAGUUUUAACUGGAUGGGCAUGGACUGACCUCGUCAAAAGGGCAAAAGAUGGCUGUGAAUGGUGCCGUUUUUUCUCUCUUUUUUUUUUUAAACAGGAAGUGUUCAUGUUGAUGAAUGGCAGUUUCUCCUCAGAGGAAAGAGUGGGUGAAAGGAGUUUGUGUGUAAUUGCCUUUGUUUAUGUCUGAACCGACUGCACACAUAUACCCUGGGUAAUCACAACAUCACUCAGUUGGGCUUUUGAAAACUUUCUCUUUACAGCCAAAUCUUUGAGUACAACAAAGUCUCAACUGAUGAUACAACCUGUAUGGCUUAUCAAAGAUUGAUGGCAGUGCUGUUUCUAUUGCCUGGAUGGUUGCAGUUGUAAUUUAUUGUGCACUGCCUCACAAGGGAAGAUAAUUGGAACAAAUCGGUGAGCAGAGGAGGAUGUCUGCUGUUUGGUCUCCUUUCACACAAGCACACUUACCUAGAAUCUCUCCUUGUUUACAAGCUCAUGGUGUUCUGAAUUCUCCAUGUGUUUGGCAGAACACACCAGAGAGGACUUGGCUAUUAAAACCCAUGUGAUUCCUUUUUGUUAAAACCUCCUAAUAUAGAGAACAAGGGUUUCUUCUUUCUCUUCUCCAUUGAGAGCUGAUUGAGUCAGACUCGCUUUGAAGUUCUCGUCUGUUUUGGACUCUAUUUGCUGCAGGAACUGAAGAGUAUUACCAGAUGCUGUGAUUGGCACGGGUACAUGAUAUAUGUGCUGUUUUGAAAGUUUCUGUGAAUCUGUAUCACAGUCUAGAAAAACAUGUGGACAUAAGCCAUGUAGGACUCCUCUGUGAGAAAGAAGAGAAAAAAAAUACACAAUCUCCAGCAGUUGUGAAAUCCGCCGUUCUGAGGUUUCAAGAACAGCAGCAACAAGUUAACCACUGGAAAUGAAAUCUGAGUUGCUUCUUGUACGUACAAAUCCAAAGAGGGAGACAGACUGACUGACUGACAACAACCCCAAAUCAGUUCUGAGUCUACUAAACGCUGUAGAUCUCCAGGGUUGUUUUUGAACAGGAUUUAAACCCCCUAAUACACCAGCUGCUAUUUAGUUCAUGAUUUGUUCUCGUCUUGAUAAGGCUGAACUUUGUAUGGCACAAUUUAAAGCUCAAUGAAAUAAUGAGCACUCUCAUUCUCAGUAGCUUUUGAGUCCAAGAAGGAGCACAUGAGGACGGGCUGGUACCGGUAGAAAGAGUACCGUGCAGAAACGGGUCAGGACAAGGUUCUGAUUUGUUUGUUUUGGCAGAUGUGUAAUGCUAGCUGGAUGUCUUAUUUCAGAUUUCUCUUCCUGCUUUUAUCAACUCAUAUUUAAAACAUGAUUCUGCUCAGUGGGUACAGAUACAACAAUCCGGUGUACUCUUGCUUCUGCUCUCGACAAUGUUGCAUGAAGGUGAAGGAAAGACUUAUUUUGCUCAAGUUGAAGGUGUGUGCGUUGCGAACACUGGCAGCCAACGCUGAUUCAUUCAUUUAAUAUGUGUCUGGUGUUACCAUGGUGUUGAAUCCGUUUAGCUGCAGCAUUUAGCAUAGGAGUGUGUGUCUGAGAGAGGAAGAGAGAAGGCAGAGAGAGGCAGGAAAAAAAAAAAAUCUAUUGGCAGUGCUGAAAGCAGUAAAUUCAAAUCGAACGAUACAUAAAGUAUGAGCAUGAGACGGCUUUGGAGAUAGAUCCAAGGUCUUUCUUCUUCAGUCAGUAUAAAUGGCUAUAAAGAUAAAAGAGAAGAGCCACAUAUGAUCGUUGAAGGGUUAAACAAGGUGAAACGGACCUUGGUUAACCCUUCAAGUGUCUAUAUGAGUGGGUGUGGGGAGUGGACAAAAAGCAAGGAACACAAGUAUACAAUCACACCACCUCAAAGCAAGGUCAAUAAAAUAAUGACAGAGCAGAGUCUGCUGUCUAGCAUAUAUUAUACUUUGUUGUAAUUAGGGCUGGAAAGUCCUAGUCGACUGGUGGACUUGGGGCCAAUGAGAGUAAGACUUUUCCCGGAGAAAGUCCCGCCUUCUUCGCCUCUGAUUUGCAAGAAAAGCUGGAAACAUCCUCACACGCUCAAGCCAAACAGUCAGCCAAUCUAAAGCGAUAAGAUAAGCACAUGAAACUAUGGUAACAACCGUUAGCUUACGUUAGCACAGAUGAAAGUUAAAACAAAAGUGUUUAGCAAACUGUUAAAGCACACAAACUAUUGUCAUAUGAGAGAUCUGACGCUAUGUUGUCCUUCAGGUCGUUAUCUUUGUAAUGUUUGUCUUUUAUCAUAAAGCACUCUGUUCUCAGACAUGUAAACAAUCAGGUGGUCGGCCAUGUUGGAUAUACCGGUGAAUCAGACGUCACAACAACACGCUAUCUGAUUGGUCAGAAGUGGACACACAGUAUGCGAAACUUAAGAAAAAUCGACCAUGAGCCGACCAUGAGUUCGAAAAAAAAAUACUGAUGUCUGAAAUAAUCGCACGACAAAAACGGUCCCGGUGUGAAAGGACCUUUACAGUCUAUGCUUAGUUUUAUUAGGAGGAAUGUACCCAGUGCUAAUGUUUUCAGAGCACCCCCAUUUCAAAGGUAACAGCCUGUCUCAGACCCCCCCUUUUAGGAUGACCUAAAGAUAAUUUGUUUAUCCAGCUGAUAAUAGCUUAAUAGCCUUCUCUGAAGAACCAUGACUCUGUUACUGUAAACCAAGCUUUUGCUGUUACAGAGAAAUACAUUAGUGAGUAAUGAUAAGAGUCCCAUAAUGGAGAAGAUAACGAAUAAACAGAUAAAAUAAAGCUUUUGCAGAAACAAUCAAAAACAGAUUGUUUCUUUUGUUCAGUCACCACUUCAAUAAUGAGAAUUAUAUGUUGAUUUGAGUCCAAACAGCGUUGGGCAUGUCUGUAUUUUGGUUUGAAAUGUGGGUUUCAUCUGAAGCUUGUAUCACUCUGGUAGCAGAGCAUGCUGACUUGUUGAAGAUGACAUUUAGCCUUACCAUUCCCUCACGAUUCAAAAACAAAAACAGUGCUUUAAUAGAUUAAAGAUUUGACUUGCAGAUAAAACCUUUUGAAGAGAACUUUAAAAGAUCGAGAGAUUAAAUUUGACAAAAAGCAGGACAGGGCAUCAAGAUCGGAGCAGUCAGGACAGACCCAGGCAGUAAAAUAAAGUCCAGAGACUUCUCCCAGCAUGUGUGAUCCGGCUGUUCUGCCUCCUCAGUGUCCAACCAGCAAUGAGAGAUGCCACAAGCAUGAUAGGCUCGACUUAAGAGCAGACAGCCAGGCUGUAGAUCAAAGCUGCCGUGACACUUUUAUACGGUCUAAUCUGGUCAAAAUGUCACUGUCUCUGAAAAAGAAGAGUGAAAGGAAAGAAAACAGUUUCUCUCUAUCGUGAAGUUUGACAAGGAUCAGGGUUUUUUAGUAGGACAUUUAAGUUUAUUGACCCUAAAAAACAGAGACAAAAACACAAGACUUACAGGCUCUGAAGUUUUGUCUACAAGAUUUGUUGUGCAGUAAAACUGGUGUUUUGUGGUUGCUAUGCAAACUGACAAAAGCAACAGAAGUAUACUUAGAAAAUGAGAAGGACUGCCACCUUUUCAUUUUCUCUCUCUUGUCAAAUCUGCUGUCCAAAAAAAACAAUAAUGCAACAUUUACUUUAGUAAAUAAACUUUAGUACUUUAGUCUAAGAUUCAGGCAAGUUUAGCGAGUGACUAAAGCAGCCUCUCUGCUGGCCUCAAUUACAGAUGAGGAACAAAUGUAGUGGUCUGUAAAUUCCCAUAGUGCAUCAUAUUUUUUAAAGAGAUUUUGCUCAGUUUAGCUUGAGAGGCAUUUUUUUAAAACUCUGAGCAGCUCUGGAGACCAUUUUAUAUAAAAAAACAUUGUUACUGUUUUCUAUUAGAAAACAGAUUACAUACAUUUCGAGGAAAAGGAGCUCUAGUGACCGACUGUACUAUCUGGACACUAACGUGGAGAUAAUACAGUAGGUCAAUAGAGCAAAUACCAACAGUAGCUGUCCAAUUCCAUCUUCAGAUAUGUGAUAAGCUGGGAGGGGACUGAGUAGCUCUUCUUCCUGGAAGCCCAAACUUGAGAAAUACGGUGAUACCAGCCUCAGUUCUUGUAACACAGCUUUCUUCUGGAGCAGUAGGUCAUACAGAUAAGGGUUAUUUACAUAAAAAAGGGGGCACUUUCAAUGUAAUGUAUGCUUCAUGGCUGAUUUAAAUAUGCACAGACAACAGCGCAGCAAUGGGAGCUUCUUGCUCUGGAGGGGGGGGAUCUGCAGCAGAUGUUUCUGAGGAUUUUGCAGCCACUAAUGCGCUGCUCUUCUUUUAUAGAUUUGUGGGUCACAGUGCAAUGCUUUCUAUGUUUUGUCUGAUUACAGCAACAGUUGAUCUGGCCAUACUGUUGGCUCUGUAACGGCCAUCCUGUCUUAUCAUCCGUCAGCUACCUUAUUUCUCACUAUGUUUCGAGAAAAAGUUCUUCAGGGAAUUCAACAUCACGGCAAUUAAAACAACCGAUAGCAGAAAGCCGAGGGAGGUGGUGAUGAACAGUAGUUUGUUUUGAUAUUCGCCCGCAGAUGUCUUUUUUUGAUUAUUGUUACAAGAUUGAAUCGAAUCAUCUGUGAAGCAGCUUGAACUGUGGCUCUCUUCCUUUGUAGAAACUACAAAAGUCAUUGUGUUGUCAUGCCCACCACAAAUGGAGUAAUGUCAUAUCUGAAAAGCGGACUCUCCCUUUCAGCUGCUCUUAUUUUUCAUUAAUGCUGGUCCAAGUGAAAAAGAGAGAGAGCUUCCUCAGAAGCACCCAAGUUGACUCACUUCCUCCUUUUGCUUUCUCUCUCUCUCUGUCUCGCUGCUUGUCUCAGGUUUGUGGUGCUCCUCUCUAGCGUUUCCUGCUGUUACAUGGUAACGCACAGCUGAAAGCAAGAGGUAAGCUGAAGAUUCUUUCUGUUUUGUUUUGUUUUAUUUUAAGUCCGCAGUCAGGCUGUCAAGUUGGAAGUUAAAUAGGUUUCUUUUUCUUGUAAGGGGAGGAGGGACUUACCAAUAAAAAAAAAAGAAACCCUGGUAAAUUUUCAGUUUUAAUUCAGGGUCAUGGCGGUACAUGUGGAUGUUGUGGUUAGAUUAAAAGUGCAGGCAUGUCAAACUUGAGCUGCAGGUGAGAACUGAGGUGCUGAUGGGGGUCAAACAUCUUUAAGAUCUGAUAUACAGACAGACAGACAGACAGAGUUUUGAAACUCACCCAUCUUGCUGCGCAACAAACUACACAGUUUGAAGCCGAAGCACCAGGUGUGCUCUGUGCACUUUGAUGCAUGUUGGUUAAAUGCAGGAUGGUACAGAAAGACACUGCUGCUGCACCCACAAUGAGUGUCACAGAGAAAAGGGAGGUAUAAAAGGUCUCUUCCUGUACAGCUCCUCCUCCAAUCAGCUGAUAGUACAAGUGCUGAUGCUUGCUGCUGAUGCCCUCAGAGAUAAAACUUGUGCACAGCAGUCGUUUGUCGGGGAUUUAACUGUAUUUAAAGAAUCUGCUGAGUAUAAGCCCUCAGUUAUACACAGAGUAAAGAAAAAAAAGAGCUGUAUUUCAAACUGAAUAACAGUCUAUUAUAAGGUUGAUUCAGUUUACAGUUUGUGAGUUGUCUGCUAUCAUACAACAGAUAAGACACAGUCUUGUGCUGAAACUUUUUAAGUCCGUUAAAAAGACAGUCAAUAGUGUGAUCUCAGCACUCUGAAGCCGCCCGUCAUGAUCCAUUAAUCAGAGUAACUCCAGUGAGAUGCUAAGUUUCUGAGAGCAGUAUUAGCAGUAUAGGUCUAGAAUGGUCUAGACCUGCUCUUUUUCUUUGGAAAGCGUCUGGGGAUGACAACUGUUGUGAAUUGGCACUGUAUUUAAAAUUUGAUUGAUUGGUUGAGUAUUUUAUCAUAGCUGCAAAAAUGCUGCUGAUUCUGAUAUCUGUCAGCCUGUGAAUAAAAACACAGCAAACAAAAGUAGGGAUGCACCGAUCUGAUAUUUGGAUCAGAUAUCUGCUCCGAUAUUGGCAAAUUAACUGGAUCAGAUAUCUGCUGAAUGACGCCAAUCCAGCGUUCCGAUCCAGUCUUUUUUUUCUUUUAAUUAAUACCAUACACAGCAACACAGCGAUUCUGUUCACACUAUAUUCCAUGUCUGUCUAUUCUUCUGCACUAAAUGUUUAUAUGGAAGUCUUACUUCUUUUUGCUGUGUGCUAAUGUGCAAUUUGUUAUUUGUUAAAAAGUAAUACUAAGUAAAUUUAUAUCUGUGUUAAUUUGUUACCUUUUUUUUAACAUGGCUAAUGUAAAGCCUGAUACCUUCACUCACAGGGCAAGGUAUACAGUUCAUUCAUUCAUUCAACAGUAGUAUUGGAUCGGAAUUGGACAUAAGCCAAUAUGCUCAGACCAGGUAUCGGUAUCGGAUUGGAUCGGAAAAAAAUGGAUCGGCGCAUCUCUAAACAAAAGUUUCUGAGUUGAAGGUUGAAGUUCAGGACACAAUAUGAAUGCAGGAGCACGAGCAUAGGCUGACAGGAUCAUCCGUCCCUGUUCAUCUCAGUGUGCAUGCAUAUAGGUGCAGGAAUAAUACAUAAUUGAUAUCAUCAGGACACACACCUUUAUUUGCUGUACCUGAUGAUCAGAUGAGAGGUGAACUCUUUUAUCAGACAAGUUUAAGCUGCAGUGCCGUCUUGCAAGGUAUAAAUAGUUGAAGUGAAAAACCUUUCUUUCACUUCAGCAACAUUAGCAUGUAACAUGCACUGUUGGCCUUUUUACUCUGUAUAUAUAUGAUACAAACAAAGGACAGAAAUAGAGGGAGAAAGUGAAAGAGAGAGAAAAGAUAGAUGUAGUUGAUCAAGCUUUUUACUGCUUCUGUCUUUUCUGUGUGUGUAUUUGUGGGUCUGUCACUUGCAAUUACGUAUACAAUGAUGCACAGGAGAUGCACACAUGCAGAGCCACUGACGAGCAACUCUACACACACACACACACACACACAGUCACACAUACAAAUACCACAAACUUCCCGCGUACUCAUAACGCUCAGUCUUUUACUGACAGUGACUGUGCCACUUUUGAGAAAGGUUGAGGGGGUGUGUUGACUGGAAAACAAGCAUCAGUGUCCCUCAAUGUGGAGCUGUUGGCUCAACAGAGGAUCCUGUUAAAGCCUUCGACAUGUUCAGAGUAAAGACACACAACCAGCUCGACCACUAUGGCUCCGGGCUGCAGCUGUAAAGAGAAACCAGAAACAUCUGUAGGUUAUAUUUGGAGGUUUUCUUCUUGCUGAGAAAUACUGUCUGAGCUGAGGGGGGUUUCAUUACAUCGUGGAUUCAGAUAAUGCAACGUGGAUUUUUGUUUAAUUUGUCUUUAUAGUGAACCUUGGAGCCAGAUUUUAAAUUGUGUAUUAGUUUUUUUCCUAUUAGAUUUAUCUUCAUUUAGCUGGGAUUUUGUCUUCCAAAGUUCUGGAAACAACUUGGCUUUUCAGCACACUAAAUGCACUCAAAAACAAAACAUGAGAAGAAAGACAAAUAUGGAAGCGCACACUCUACCUUGAGUCAGGCAUUAUGCAAAGCAGCAGCAGCACUUGUCCUUCAGGGCAGUUUGUCAAAGACGUGCAGUUCACAGCUUCACAAAACCCAAUUUUCUGACUUCAGGGUGUUGAAGAUGGCAGUGUGGAUCCAGGCCCAGCAGCUCCAGGGUGAUGCUCUCCACCAGAUGCAGUCCCUGUACGGGCAGCACUUUCCCAUUGAGGUGCGACAUUAUUUGUCCCAGUGGAUCGAGGGCCAGCUCUGGUGAGUUCCUCUGCUGCAGUGACACAGUAUGUUUGUAUACGUGUGUGUAUGCACAGUUAUGUCCACACGUAGGCUUGUACAAAUGUUUGUCUGGUAUGUUUUUUUUUUUUUAAAUCCUAAACAGAACAUCUAGACCGAUGCAUUUGUCUGAGCUAUAGGGAUGGGCGAUAUGGGCUAAAAAAAAUUAUCACAAUAAGAUUCCCCAUUCUGGCGACAACGAUUCAAGUCCUGAUAAAAAAAUAUUAUAAUUCCAGUCUGUAUUUUGGAUUCAUUUUGUCUUGAGAACAACAGUUGGCAUCGUCAAAUAAGAUACUUGACUACAAGUUUGAGUGGUAGGUUAUGGAGAAAACUAAUGACAUCUAACAGGUCUGAAAUGUAGAAACAUUCUCAACAUUAAUUAAAAACUCUUAUUGCACAGAGUGAACAGCAGCAGAUCCACUGUCCGAUGUCAGGCAUACCUGAUUGUGCUCAUCUAAGCUCCAAUCUUGAAGGAAAUCCCUCAUGUGGAGCUUCAUUAAGUAACGAGCUGCUCAGAAACGUCCUUUUCAUCACCUUUGGCCAUGUUUGUUUGUUAUUCUGCCCUGUGUGGGCUAUGGCUGUGAGUACGUCAGUGGUUUACGUCAUCAACUUGCAUUUAUGGGAUUUAUCAUGAGAUGACAAAUAUUUAUCUCAGAGGGUUUUUCUGACAAUUUAUCGUGAACGAUAAUUUAUCGCCCCUCCCUACUGCACAACCCAUAAAAAAUUAUGUCUGACUUUCCCUCCAUUCUCCCAUUCCUGUAUUUUUACCAUUCUGAAAAAUAAAGUAUCACAAGUGUCUACAUGGAUCUGAUUUGGCCAUUGAAGAAUUCAUCUUUCUACCCCAAAUGUCAACAUCCACUUAACUGUGACUUGAUGAAACCCUCAUUGGCUACUUUCUUCCAUCCCAAACUCUUAAAUAAAAAAUUGCAGUGACAUCUGAAGGAAGUUUAGUGACAUUUGGCAUGAGUUUUGAUUCUCCAUCCAUCAUCUGUGAUUAAUUUGUCAAUAAUCCCCUUUCUUUACCCCCAUAUAUUAGCUGUUAGUUCUGCUGUUUUGAGAAGGAUCUACUGACAACCAUGUUUCACUGUUAAUCAGACUCAGAUUUCUGUGUUAUUGUUUCCCACUUGUGAUUGAUUUGGAGCCAUCUCUCAUGCUCAAAUAGCACACAUGGGUAAUGUGUUCUUCGCAUUAUUUCCAAAAGUACAAAUGCCCCUUUUCCCCCCUUUGUUCUGUAAGAAAAAGUGAUAAGUGCAAACUGGAACUUGACUGGUUUGACUGGCUUGUUAGUCAUUUUGAAAUCUUUAAGCUCAUCCUUUAAACGUGUGCUUUCGUUGAUGCAUGUGUCUUGUGUGUUUGUUAAUUUGUUUGUUUUGAUAGGGAUGCCAUAGACCUUGAGAACCCACAGGAGGAGUUCAAGGCCAAACGCCUGCUGGACAGUCUAAUCCAAGAGCUGCAGAACAAGGCUGAGCACCAAGUGGGAGAAGAUGGUUUCUUACUGAAAAUCAAACUGGGACACUACGCUAGCCAGCUCCGGGUAAGCCUUCAGGAAAUAUACCUCACCCAUCAGAAAAAAAUGAAAAUCACCACCUCUAUGGAUAAACAGGUCCUCAUAACUUUUAUGUUUCUUGGCCUAUUCGUACAGUCUGAAUUAACACUUUUUGGCUUUCAGUCUGAGAGAGGUAAAACUGCGUUGGGCUCACACAGGAAUAAAAAGUAUUCAAAUUACACCUUUCAGGAUUCAUUCAGACCUCCCAGUAAGUCAACCUUUUCCCCCUUUUUUCUCUUCAAAAUCUCUGAUACAAAAAGAAAGAUAGAAAGUGACUUUUCCUGUCAUCACAUGGACAAAAACAAGAAUAUUUCAUCAGGAUUGCAGUUUUUCCAGCUGCUCAGACAGUGACCAUGUCUCAGAGAGAGGUUUACGAUGUGAAAAUGAUAAGCAGGUGUUUGUAAAGCACCACUGUUGGACUGUAACGCCUCUGUUGGUAUCAUUCUCAGAUAGAGCACACAGUGGGCAAAUGUUUAGGAACAGGAUGUAUCCACUCUGAGAAAACAAGAAGACAGCCUGAGUGAGUGAGGGCCUUGGUAACCAGCCAGCUCGGCUAUUUAUUAUGAAGCUCCCUGCUCACAGAUCUGCUCCUCUGUUUGUCUUCUCCCCUCCCUGGAACACAGCAGAGAAACAGGCCGUCCCAAAAUCACACUGUAAUUCCAGAUUCCUACCACUUUGUUUUUCCCCUUGACUGUCAGAGUAGCAUUAUUUCUGCGCCCUUGCUUUUCUUUUUUUGAUCUGGAGAUUUAUUCCCUCCAAAUACAAAAUAAAUACAUGAAAAAUAAAACAGACAAUUGUUUUAUGCCAAAUAUUGUCUUUGUUAGAGGACAUGUCCUCAUAAAUUCACUUUGCUAAAAACAAUUCACACAGGGAAUAACAACAACAACUAAUAACACCAAAUAGUUUCUAAACUGAGAGUCAAACCCUGAUUUAUUAUCAAUACAGAGGGGAAAAUCAUAAUUGUAACACUUAAACUAGUCAAUCAUGGUGUGUGUGUGACAGUGUGUGUGUGUGUGUGUGUGUGUGAGUGUGUGCACCAAAGACUCCUUUCCGCAUAAGUGAGUGCUGUGCUUCAGAGAUGGGGCUCAUUAAGCUCCUCUAAUGGCUUUUAGUGUGUCUUCAAGGUUGGCUCCAGAACUCACCAAGCUUCCUUGAGGCAGCUUAAUUGCCGAGUCUUGUGUGCAGCGGCCGCUCUGCCCGUCAGGAGCUAACAAGCCUUAACAAAGCACAUGUGCUCCUUGUCUUUCAGAGCACGUAUGACCGCUGUCCUCUGGAGUUGGUCCGAUGCAUCAAACACAUCCUCUACACGGAGCAGAGGCUCGUCAGAGAGGCCACCAAUGUGAGUAUGUGCUGUAUAAAUCAGGAGUGGGCUGAAACCUGCAAACAUACUUGUGCUCAUUCAUCUCUGCUGAAUACAACCUUGCAGAGUCAAGAAGCUGUGGCAAACCGGAUUCAUCUCAAAGUACAACAAACUAAAGUGCAGAAAGUUAAUUUAUCUGUGAAUGAUAAUGUAUAAAAGGGUUUUUUUCUCUCUGAAUAGAUUGACUGAUUCACCGUCUGUACAGAGCGAAAGUGAAAGGCUCAGACUCUGAAAUGAAAUCACUGUAUAGAGUAAAAAGUAGCCCUUGAAAGGACAUGUCAACCAAGCUACUUCUUUGCUAACUGAACAUCAUCAAUCAACCAGUCUUUAUUUAUAUAGCACUUUUCAUACAAAACCAUGUAGCACAAAGUGCUUCACACAGAAAAAGGAAUAUAAGAAACAAAAAAUACUCAAAUCUACCCCAACCCAACCCCUCAUUCCCACCACACGAUCUAAACGCAAUAGAAACAUGUAUUGAAAUGCACAAACUUGAUUUCAUAGAAACAGGAAUGUGUGCACAGAGGAAACGCCAUUUUAAAAUUCAAGAUAAGGAAACACUGGAGGUUUUGGCUAAAGUCUAAAAACAAAGUAACACAGAAUGAAGUUUAAGAAAUAAUAAAUAAAAUUAAAUAAAAACAGCAGUCAAAGAUAACAAAGUAAGAGCCCAAUAAAAGACAAUCCUGUCAUUAAAACUAGAAAAGAUAAAUGCAAAUACACUUAAAGUUAAUGAUAUAUAAUUUAGUUAAAAGUAAGACCAAAAAGGUCAUUUUUAGAUCAUGCCAAUUUUUUUUAGAAGAUCAUAUCUUUAAAUCAUCUUCAUCACAUGGAAGAAAUGCAAAGAGAAAAUAAUAAAGAUUUACUCUUUUUGACUGUGCAAGCCAGAUACAUGUUUAGCUAUCAGUAGUCGACAUAGUUUCCACGAUGGAGGCUCCUUCUCUUUUGUUUUGUUGUGUCACACGCACCAUAUUUGCCAUAUUAGCUCCCUGUGACAUGAAUUAUUGGAUAUUCUGGGGAAUUAUCCUUUUAAUGUGCUAUUGACCCAGUACUUUAUCUAAAAUCAGCUGAUACAUUCCUUUAAAGUAAUAACUUGUAGUAUAGUAACUUGUUUUUUGCCAGGAUCCCACUAGAAGCCUAACCUCUUAAUGUCGACUGAAUUAAGGAUUGGUUUCUUUCGUUACUGUUUUUCCCCCUCUGCUUCAAACCUUUCACAAUAACUCUGUAGAUUUCAUUACAUUUUUAUUAUUAAUGUGAUCCGUACAGACACUUCUUGUGAAAUAUCUUAUCAGACUAAGCCAUUUGUACUGCUCCUGUGCAUGUGCAUGAAGUCCAAUGGAAGUCAGAUUUUUCACAUUUUAUAACAGGCUGCGAGUUAUAAAAGCAUAAAGCCAGCAGUGCGUAAAAAACAUGUGACUCUCAGCAACUCCUGGGGUGAAUUGAUUUCCAGUCAUAACAUGCCUUUUCUAUUAGUGGAAUGCAUAUUUGGGCUGAUUGAAUUUCACCCUGUUAGAUCUGAACCUUUAUGCACCACAGUACUCUCUGUCAGACCCUUAAAUGACCACACAGUCUGCCUCAGUUUGAUAAGCAAAUGAAUUAUUUUACCUUGUCUGUGAGGAUUACCGUCAUCAGGCUUGUGCUUACUGGGGAUUUUACAGAAAAAUAGCCAAAAUGCAACAAGCAGGGCCCAGCUUAGGCUUUUAUCCAAGUUUCAUCGGUGCAUUUCACUUGUAGCUCCCUUUUCAACCCAUCAGUGUGCAGGCAAUUUUUGGUAUGGUGAAAGACAACACACAGGUCCUGCAUCAUCCAGUGAAAAAAAAGAAAACACUACCCUUGACUGAUUUCCUGAAUACUCUCAUCUCCAAAUCUGGUCUUAUUGUUGAUAGUCAAACUCUCCGGUGGGUGGGAUGUUGGACAGCAUGUCCCAGAAGUACCAGCAGAUCAACCAAGCUUUCGAGGAACUGCGCCUACUGACCCAAGACACUGAGAAUGAUUUGCGCAAGCUCCAGCACAACCAGGAGUACUUUAUCAUCCAGUACCAGGAGAGCCUCCGCAUCCAGGGUGAGACCAGGAACCAGAGUCAUUUUAUAAAUGCUGCUAUGAUUAUUCAGUUAUGUUUCCAUCACCAAAUAUCAAUGAGCCAUUUGUUUUACAGACCAAGUUGUGGUUGUUCGAAACAGAUUUUAAAGCUGCUAUUAUCACCUCUCUGCUUAAUUAAUACAUUUGAACUCAAUGACUAACUGCCAGGUUUAAAAAAAUCUAUCGAGAAAGUAUUUGAUUUAAUGAUAUUAAUGAUUUGUUGAGGCUUUAAUUAGCCUGGUCUGCAGCCCUUGCUCCACUCUUCAUGACUGUAUGCAGAAGAGUUUGAAUCUAGUGUAUAAUAGAGCUUCAAAUAUCAACAUUUGGAAAUGUGUAGAUGUACUACAUUCUUCAAAUACAUUUCACAGCUGUCUGAAGUAUGUGUGAUCUUGCUGAAUCAUCAGUAAUAAAAAAUGAACGCCUAUAGCUUCCAUAAUCCAGCACCGUUUGCAUACAUUUUGUAUUGUUCUGACUUGCAGCUCUGAUAGCAUGGGCAAUGUAGAGUCUGUGAGCAUUAAGAUUUUUACUUUUUCUCCUUCAACUCCUCUUUCCCCCUCCUUUCUCACUCACCUCAUUCCUACUUGGACGGCAACUAAUACCACCCAUGCUCAGCUCAGCUGUCCAGCCUGGCCACACUCCCCCCUGCUGACCGACAGCUACGGGAGCCCGCCCUGCUCAGCAAGAGAGCCACUGUGGAGGCAUGGCUGACCAGAGAGGCCAACACACUACAGAAAUACAGACUGGUUAGACAUGAUCAUGGACACACUUUUCAGAAUCAAUUUGUUUCUGUCUGUACCCUGCUGAUGUGGACAUUUCUGAUGAUGUGCAGGACCUGGCAGAGAAGCACCAGAAAACACUGCAGCUGCUGAGGAAACAGCAGACCAUCAUUCUGGAUGAUGAGCUGAUCCAGUGGAAGAGACGGCAACAGCUGGCAGGCAAUGGGGGCCCGCCAGAGGGAGGCCUGGACAUCCUGCAGUCCUGGUGAGUUCUUUUCUGCCUCCCAUCAAGUCUACAGCCACAAGAUUUCCACCCAAAUCAAGGGGUCGCCCAUUUACAAGCUCUUAAUUGACUACUGCUGGGUUCAUGUCCUAAUAAAACGAAAAGGCAUGUCUCACUUUCAGAUGUUUCUCCUUAUUUAGGAAUGAUUACAACCUUUCUUUCUUUAUGGGUUUGUGCAUGUAUGUGUGUGUGUCAGGUGUGAGAAGCUGGCUGAAACAAUCUGGCAGAACAGGCAGCAGAUUCGAAGGGCAGAGCACCUGAGACAACAGUUACCCAUCCCUGGACCCAUCGAAGAGCUCCUGAAUGAACUAAACAGCACCAUCACAGAUAUCAUCUCAGCACUGGUCACCAGGUGUGUCUCUUUGUAUACAGGGUUACCUGUCCAACUACAGAGGAAAUAAACUGUCUGUCUUUGUGUGUUUGUCCUUCUCUUAUCCCCUCUAGAAUAAAUAAUCUAAUUCUCAACACUGCAAGUAUUAAGGGCCAAGCCAUCACUCAUGUCUUGAGUGGGGCACUUCAGUCGUACUUCCAAAGAUUGGCUGAGAAAAUCAGAUUCAAGUACAAGUGUUUUGUGCACUAAAGCCCUUUCCCUCAGUGAAUAUUAACCUUUAAGAGAGUAAGUCCUACUUAUUCAACUUAAGGUCAGUUUUUGGUCAACAAAGUGAGAGAUAUUAUCAGGUCCUUCAAUGAAGUUACUCUGGAAUUUAACUUAUCCCCCCUAAUAACAUUAUUGACAUGCUGGACUUGAGUCUGUACACAUGUGGGCAUCUCAGGGCAUGUUUGUUUGUAUUCACUCACUUGAUUGUUUUCUGCAUUAUUGAUAAGUGAUGUCUGCUAGAGUGAGGUCAUUUCUACAAAAGUUCAGGGCUAAUGUUGUAUCUUAGUCUCUAAGUUAAUGUGAGGACACCAUAGACCAUGUAUAUAGAUUGGACGCUGUCUGCCUCCUCACUGUGUGAAGCCACCAUGAGAACAGCACCCUCUGGUGACAGGCUGCAGUAUAGGUCAUAAAUCCCGCCUUCUCCAGCAAUCCCUAUAGAGCGGUGGACAAACUUUAGAAAUUUAUUACACAGAAUACACCCCCCCCCCCCCCCCCGCUUGCGAUGUUGACAUGUAGUUACUGUCAGACUGGUUUGUGCUCAAGUCUUUUUCUUUCUGUGCAGCUCCAUUUUUUAAAAGUUAUUAGUGGGUUCAUGUUUUCUUCGAUAUACACUUGAUGCAGCCUAUGGGCGUACAAAGAUUGCGUAGCUCACCCGGGGGAUACGCUGUUUGAGCCAAGCGUCAUCACUGCAACUCUCCUGCUGAAUCCUAGAAAUACCAAGAACAAUUCAGCUUCAAAUUCGUAUAAUGGCGGAAGGUGGAGCCAAGUUGUCCAUAGUAUAUACAGUCUAUGGGGGACAUCUGUGGUUACCCCAGUAACAGCAAAUGCUGUUGACAUGACAGCAAACACUAGCCUGGCUGGGCCAUCCAGUUGCAUGAAUCACUUGCCGUUCCUUCCCACAACAGUCAGGACUUCGGCCCAUUGGGAGCGUGUAUUACAAAUCAGAACAUAACCGGGCCAGUCAGUGACUUUGUUUCCACUGUUCCCCGGACAACAGUGAAAGGCAGCCCCUGAUUGGUCCAUGUGUAGAUGGUGACGUCUAACACAUGCUGCGGGGCUUUUCAAAGCGUUAAUUCUGCAGUUGAUUUUGCAAAGUCUGCAGAAAUCGUAUAUAUAGAAGACAUAAAAGACAUUGUUUGCUUGCACACGUUGAAAUAUUACCAAACCUUUACUUGAUGCUUGAGAGCCCAGCAGGGAACACAGUUGCGGACUGUGAUGACGUCAGAUGUUUGGUUACGGUGAUUGGUUACAGUAGUCUGUCUAUCAAGGAAAGUACUCCCGCCCUCUUUUAGGGCUCCCAAUUGGCCGAAGUCCAGACUGUUGUGGGAAGAAACGGCAAGUGAUUCACACAACAGGAUGGCCCAGCUAAUCUAAGCAAACACUCCAAAAGCAGCUAAUCUGUCAGAAAUACAACAAAGGAGCAACACAUUUAUCAAUUUAUAGAGCAGAAAAACUCAUGCCUUCAAAAUAAGUCGGUCAAAAACAAUUUCAAACUUUGUCCUUACUUUUUAAAAACGUUUUAAACUCAUAUUUUUAUACAAUUACAGUGACCCUAAGUUUCAUAAGUGGAACUCUUUUAGAAGAGGCUCUUGGUAAGGUUUAAUUUCUAGUAUUACGAACUUGCUACAGUUUUUUAGUGGUUCACAUGGUUGAAGGAUAAUUGAGUUAAAAUAUUUUUUUGAUUGAAUAAAUGUUUUCUCUCUGGUGAAUUCCUCAUCUCUGUGAAGGCUUUUAUUAAGGACUCUACUACUAUCGAUGGAAACCACUACACAAAGUUUUAGUGACAGACUGUGAAGACAAAGAUUUGUGCUGAAAAGACUAAGGAUCGACCAGUAAUUCAAAAAUAUUGGCCAAUAUUCAGCAUUUUGAUAAUAAUUGGCAGCACCUGUUUUUUCCACAGUAGCCUAUAAAAUAAGUUUAUUUUAAAGUGCGCUCAUUCGGCUCUUACACAACCGCCUCUCUCUGCCUGAAGUCACCACUCUUGGCUGAGAAACAAUGUCCCACCUACAGUCCCCACUGAUGGGCUACACAGACAGCCAAUGAAAACUCAAGCUUCUAGUUAGUUACAGUUAGAGUUCAUCAUGAGUGCUGCUGUAAGAUCCCUGCACUUUUGGUUGUUUUUGUUGUUCAGACAAUAAAACAUCAGACAGAUUUUCACAGUGUACAAAACAAACUGUGUACUGUGUUCAGUCUAAUCCCAGGUGUGUUAUCUAAAAUUUUGAUACCAAAAUAUAAAUUUCUACUGCAAAUAAAUAUCGGUUCUAAAUAUUGGUUAUUGGUUUUCCUUAAUUACUAAUAAUCUGUAUCAGUAUCAGCCCUAAAAAAAAAAAGAAAUAAACAUAUUGGUUGAUCCUUAGAAAAGACUGCCAAACAGGAACACUGGGGAGAAAUGACAUUUAAAGUUGUCAGUAGUCAGAUCAACAGAAAAUUAAACUGGAUUAUAACAAAGGUUUAGUUUGGUCUAGUUUAGAAUCAAGAUUGCCACUGGGGCCAUGAUUUUAAAUAAUAUAUACAAAGAAGAUUCAAACACUUUCACUCUAUAUAGUUUGAAUGUGAGUCCUGUCUGCUUGUGUUACAAUCUCAGCUCAGCGUUGAUCUGAAGUUUUUGACAGCAUCCUCUUCUGUGCUUGUUGAAGAUUGUCCCUGCAGGGACCCAUAACACUUAGGAGGCUUUUUUUGUUGUAGCAGUGAUUCCUGGUUGGCCCCAGACAAGCCUGAAUCCAAACUGUAAUGUACUGCUAUCACGCACAGUACUACAAGCACAGGUUUAGGUUUGGCCAACCUCAGAGAAAAGUCCCCUUAGGCAUGCCCUUCUGUGGAAUCAGAGCAACAGUUUCAAAAGGAAGUAAUUGUUGUCCCUGUUUGUGGUCUGCACAGUCAUUACUUUAGUUACACAAACCAUGUUUCAUGUCCAAAACAGUCUAAUCUAAUAAUAUUCCUGCAGUUAAACAUGCUGCUUUGAAAUCCUGUGACCAAAUUAGUUUACAGCUUCCUGGUGUCUAUCUAAAAAUUUGGCCACAAUUAAGAAACAUUUUUUUUAACUUGAAAAAUAAAUAUUUCUUUCAAACUAGCUGUUCUUUUAAAUUAGCAAUUUGAUGGUACUGCUGAUAUGAAUAUGUUCAUAAAAUACAAUUUUUAUCUGAUAAAAAUUAGGGGUUGGGAGAAAAAAUUGAUACAGCAUAGUAUUGCAAUAUUUUGUCUGGUGAUAUAUUGUAUCGUCUCAUUUACCAAGUAUUGAUUUUUUCAAUUAAUUGCUAACAUGAAGUCAAAUCUAUGAUAAUGGAAAAAUAAAAUCAACUGUUUGUCCAGUGAGAUUGGCAGAGGGGAUAUCGUAGAGCAGAAGAAAGUUUCAACAACAAAUAUAUAUAAGGUUUGCAAGAUGUGCCACAUGAAAAUAAAAUACAGCAUAAAUAAGACAAACAGAAAGGAAAGACAAAUGCUAAAGUAGCUAAACAGUUGAGAAAAUUGUAUAAAUCAUAACAUAUUGUAUCUUAAUACUCACUGUAUUGCAAAAUGUUAAAAAUCGCAGCAUUAUCAUAUCGUUGCCCAAGUAUUGUGAUACUAUCGCACUGUGGGGCCAUGAGUGAUUCCCAUCCCUACUAAAAAUGCAGGAGGAGAUUUCAUGCAGCAAAGUGUAAGAGCUAGAUUUUGACGUAAUGUAUUACUGCUAUGCUGAAUACCGUUUGCCGUCUUCUGACUUUCAGUAUGUUCUUCUCUUUCCUUUUACAGCACCUUCAUCAUUGAGAAACAGCCACCACAGGUGUUAAAAACCCAAACCAAAUUUGCCGCAACAGUGCGCCUUCUGGUGGGGGGUAAAUUGAACGUGCACAUGAACCCUCCACAGGUCAAAGCCACCAUCAUUAGUGAACAACAAGCCAAGGCCCUGCUGAAGAACGAGAACACAAGGAAGUAAGUCUAGUUCCCUCAGUUCAACUUUAACAACCUGUUUUAUUUUGAAUUUGUCCGUCAAAAACAUUCUUGAAUCAGAUAUUUCACAAAGUGGGUUUGUACGGUUGUGCAGUGGUUAGCUCUGGUUUAGAUCACAGGUUAAACAAGGGCCUUUCUGCAUGUUCUCCUAGUGCAUGUGUGGGUUUUCUUAGGGUUCUCAAGCUCCCUCCCACAGUCCAAAAACAUGCCUGUCUGGUUAACUGGUCACUCUAAAUUGCCCUUAAGUGUGGAUGUGUGCACAAAUAAUUGUGUCUGAAUAUGUGAUAGACCGGUGACUUGUCCAGGGUGUACCCUGCCUCUUGCCUAAUGACAGCUGGGGAAGGCUCCAGCCUCCCACGGCUUUGAAUGGGAAAAGUGGUUAAGAUAAUGGAUGGAUGGUUUUAAGGGAGUAACCCUUACUGGUGUUUUACACUGUUGCAGCAACAACACUGUCACUCUCUCUUCCUUGAAUAAACAUUUUUCGGGAUCCCUUCUUCCUUUUGUGGGGACACUCUGACGAGCCCCCAUGGCGCCGGUUAGAUAAGGAUUCCCAGUUUUCUGCAGGGAUUAGUGGAUCCCAGGAUGAACUCUGGUCUAGUGUGUCUCCAGACCUAACCACAGAGCCAUGAGUGGAACUUCAACAAUGCCUCAGAGGAAUCUCUGGUGUGGAUGCUGAAUCCACAUUUAGCCUGUUCCACCACCUCAGUCCACAUUCCUCUUGACUAACAGAAACCUUCCAAGACUGUAGGUCAGCCAGACAGCCAGUGGUUGAAUGGGUGAGCAUAUAACAGCGUAACCAAACCGGCAUCUGCUUUCACUUAUCCAAACCACUUGGUAUUGCACCCAAUCAGCUACACCAAAAACAUCUGUUUGGUGUUUUCCCAUUUAGUGGUAGUUAACUGUCAUUAUAAUUACACAGAAAAUGAACACCAUUCUGAAAAACCUCAUGUUUUUCACACGGCUUCUGUCGUUUUAAUUUAUUCGGGGUCGAGAGGGAUUCUCAGAACUCAAGUGUCGUCCAGCAGACGUUACGACUAAUUGACAUACUUCUCGAUUGUGUCUUUUGUUUAGUGACAGCAGUGGGGAAAUUCUCAACAAUAACUGUGUGAUGGAGUACCACCAGACGACAGGCACUCUCAGUGCACACUUCAGGAACAUGGUGAGCUCCAUACUUUGUUUUCAUGGGAACCAUCUGGUGCAAGACAUACAGCACAUAGCUCUCAGACCAUGUUUAUACAUUAGAUAAAUUGAUUACAUAUCAUAACCUAUUAUGUAUUUAGCUUUAGGAGCAGCAGGGUGGAGCUGCACUGAGGUGUCCAGUGUUAUUGUCAGAUUACCGUCCAGUGUGGGUGUAUUUACAUACCACAUGUUGUAAGCACCAUUCUCUAGAGACCCUCCAUGGACUACUUAAAUGUCAGCCCCAUGUAGUCCAUUUGUAUCAUGCAGCCAUCUGUGUGAUGUAUUUUCUUAUUCUUGCACCUGUCAUCUUUUAUGUAGUCUUUGAAGAGGAUCAAACGAUCGGACCGGCGAGGAGCAGAAUCUGUCACAGAGGAGAAGUUCACCAUCCUGUUCGAGUCCCAGUUUAGCGUUGGAGGCAAUGAGCUUGUCUUUCAAGUGAAGGUGAGAGCAAGCAGAAAGACAAGGUAGAAGAAAAGGCUUGAACAGCCUUGACUCAGAAGACACUAUCCAUUCUUCCUUAUACAAAAGCGUAAAUCUGUUCAUUCUAAGACUCAGCCAGAGAACAUAAAAGUAUCCGCUCCCACACCUGCUUUGAAGUACUGUUCACAUUUGCUCAUCCCUGUCGUCCUUACAGCGAUUUGAUGUUUAAAAAGCUCUUUUUACCAUUCUAUCCACACAAAUACUACCAAGGUCAUGUUGUUUUGCUGUGCGUACAGCAUUUAUUGUUCCCGCAUUGUUUUGCUGAUGGUCUUUCUUCUUCUUUUUUACAGACGUUAUCACUUCCUGUUGUGGUGAUAGUUCACGGCAGCCAAGACAAUAAUGCCACAGCAACUGUGUUGUGGGAUAACGCUUUUGCAGAGCCAGUGAGUAAAUGUUUCUUUUUGAACAGGAAUCUGUGUGCAAAAAUCUGUACUGGCAUCAUUAUUCUUUAUUCUUUAUUCCGUAUGGAAUUUUUCAGAGAUGCGUAUUCUAUCACUUUCCAGUUUUAUUGUUAGAUGUCUUUUUAAUUGUAUCUGUGUCACACUAUUACUCAGUGUGAUAAUACUGUCUGUAUCAAAGCCUGACUUUACUGUUACAGUGCUGUUUUUGUCAACAUGUAAAUGUGUUAAUCUCUGUGAAAUGGAAAUUAUUUCUUAUACUGUCUGGUCUAUCUAAGAUUUUUUAAAACAAAAAUGUCCAUUAUUUAAAGAUUUUAAAGGGAUAUACCGGCGAGAAUUUAGAGAUGAAUGUUGCUUAUCUUUUUAGCUUUGCCUGAUUUCUUUAGCAAAGAGACCAAAGGCAACUCACCCACUCUCCUCCAGCAGCCGCUUGUUUGUGGGGGGAGCCCUAGUGAGUCGAUAACCGAGUGCAGCAGAGUUUUGCAGCUCAAGGAAGAACAUUUAUAAUUAUUACUUCAUGGAAAUGCAAUUAGACUGAGACGCUAAGACAGAAUAACUACCGCGUCUGCAGUGCAAAAUUAUUAUGAUGAUUAUUACUUCAUGGAAAUGAUCUGCUACACUUGGUGAACAACUCUUCAGGGCUCCCCCACAAACAAGCGGCUGCUGGAGGAGAGUGGGUGAGUCAUGUUUAGUCUCUUUGCUAAAGUAACCAGGCAAAGCUAAAAAGAUGUUUGGUGGCUAGUACUAUGGCUGGGACCCUAUAUGUACUGUUGAUGAAGUUAGGUGCUGUUCUGAGCAUUAUUUGUGGCUAUAGAGUAGCUUUUUGGUUGAGGUUUUCACAUGGAGACGUAGACCGCUGUGUAUUGCUAUCGUGCGGUCAUGGCUGAAGUCGGUAUAACUAGAGAAGCAAGCAAUUGGCAACAUUCAUCUCUCAAGAUGAACUUAUAUUUAUGCCAAAAUAUCCCUGUCAUCUCCAGUCUUCUGAUUUGCAUUUUUUUCUUUAAACUAGCAUAUAAAUUUAGGCAAGAUUAUUUGGUUUAAUCUGAAUCACCUCACAAGAGAUGUACAGAAAGUUUGCAGGAAAAACUAUGAAAUUCAUAAAAAAAAAAACCCUUCUCUGGAUAUAGAACUAUGUACAAGACUGUUUAUCUAUGAUUGUGUUUGUAUCCUUUGUACACACAACGUAAGAAAAUACUCUGCUUUUUAUCUACAGGGACGGGUGCCUUUCCUGGUGCCAGAUAAAGUGCUAUGGCCUCAGCUGUGUGAUGCCAUCAAUAUGAAGUACAAGGCUGAGGUGCAAAGUAACCGAGGUCUGUCUGAAGAGAACCUGGUCUUCCUUGCUCAGAAGGCCUUCAGCAGCUCCAGCAACAACCCUGACGAUUACCGUAACAUGACAAUGACUUGGUCGCAAUUUAAUCGGGUCAGCAUUAAGACUCCUCUCCUGUGACUCAUCUUUUUACUGUAACACCAUUUAUCUAAAGUGCAUACGAAUUAUCUGUCUUCAUCUGUGAAUAAUGUAUGGGAGUAUGAAUGGUUUUAUCCUCCUUCCAUCUUUAAAAUGCCUGCAGGACAGUUUCAGUAAGCCAUUUGAGAAGCAUGCAUCUUCUCCAUGGAAUCGUUUACUAUUGGUUAUUCAUACAGUGAGAUAUUUCGUGCUCCAUUUGCCGUGUUCCUACAGCCCUAUUCUGUAGCCGGCUUGAGUAAGAGCGCCUCAUUGGUAGCCAGGUCUUCAUCUUAAUGUGCCUGUUUGUCCACACUGUGAAAGGCUGGAGGCCUCAUUUUCUGGCUCAAAGCAGCAGUUGAUGGCAGAGAGCGCACUUACAUUCACUGUGCACCAUCAGUCUCAUUAGAUUACAGGAACAUCAGCCACUUUACAGGCUGCUGUAUAAACCUCACCCACACACACACAUGCACAGUUUCACCCCCUCUUCUAUUUACCCCCAUCCCCACACACAACAUAUAUAUACACACAUACAGCUGCACACUUAAAUUAUAAACACAAACAGUAAGAGGACAGGUUGUUCCCUGCAUUUAUGGGCUGGAUGUUUAAAGAAUGUAUACGUCCAUUAGAGUCCUGUUUUCUUACUUAAUAACCUUUUUCUCACAGGAAAGCUUGCCAGGGAGGAACUUCACUUUUUGGCAAUGGUUUGAUGGUGUGAUGGAACUCACAAAAAAGCAUCUCAAACCCCACUGGAACGAUGGGUAAGAAAACUGCAGAGGUUUUUGUUUGCUUCAGUACUGACUGAAGCAGAACGAAAAGAUUAAAAACACGCUGUACCUUUUUUCAGUUUGGCAACAGGGCUUUUUUGUUCUAAAAGUAGAUUUUUUUCUGUCCCCAUUUUGUCAAUUCUGGCGACUCAGUCAGUGGCUUAGUUUUAUAUUUUUCCAUGGCAACCAGGGGAGUGGGAGCUUUGGCAAGUAAAGUAGAAUUGUAAAGAGGGAGGUGGGGAGGUUAGGGAAUGCACAUCACAGUUUUAAUGUUUUUUUCCCCCUUUUUACUUCUUUCUCUUUUUAGUGCCAUAUUAGGCUUUGUGAACAAGCAGCAGGCUCAGGACAUGCUGAUGUCCAAACCCAACGGUACCUUUCUCUUGCGCUUUAGUGACUCUGAGAUUGGAGGGAUUACAAUUGCAUGGGUGGCAGAAAAUCCUAACAAAGCAGGUAAGAUAUGUUUAUGCAUGUUAAAUUUAUAGCACAUAAAACAGACUAGAAGGUCAGGGAGUUUAAUCAAAUUUAAACCUUUCAAGGAUCCAGCUUCUAAUCAGCUGCAGCACACAGAAUUACUUCAUUUCCAACGUUAGGAAAGUAUGCUGGCCGUGAACCCCUGUGAGAUAAAGUUAAUGUUUCUUAUGCUCAUUCAUUCUUAGUAUACACAGAGCUAGGGCUGGGCGAUAAAACAAUAAUGACAUACAGUACAGGCCAAAAGUUUGGACACACCUUCUCAUUCAAUGUCUUUUCUUUAUUUUUUUAUAUGACUAUUUACAUUGUAGAUUAUCACUGAAGGCAUUAAAACUAUGAAUGAACACAUGUAGAAUUUUGUACUUAUAAAGAAAGUGUGAAAUAACCGAAAACAUGUUUUAUAUUCUAGUUUCUUUAAAAUAGCCACCCUUUGCUCUAGAUGACAGAAGUACCUUGUCAGGGUUACUUCAGGCACUCCUGUGAACCAAAAACCAUUUCAGGUGACUACCUCAUGAAGCUCAUUGAGAGAACAGCUAAAGUUUGCAGCGCUAAAAAAAGCAAAGGGUUGCUACUUUGAGAAAUCUAAAAUAUAAAACAUGUUUUCAGUUAUUUCACACUUUUUUCUUAAGCACAUGAUUCCACGUGUUCAUUCAUAGUUUUGAGAAUCUACAAUUUAAAUAGUAAUGAAAACAAAGAAAAUGCAUUGAAUGAGAAGGUGUGUCCAAACUUUUGGCCUGUACUGUAUAUCAAAAUUAAUUUCUGUUGAUAUCAAUAUGAAACUUGGUCAAUAUGCUAGCUUUCUGCCAUGUUUUGGUAGACUAUACAAAUAGCCAAUAAAAAAAGAGAGUUGCUUCGAGUUCGCAACACACUGAACCAAUCAUACUGAAUUAGAACCAAGUAGCAAACAACUGUGUAGUAGCAGGCUGCAGCUACACACAACCAUAGAACUUUAACACGAUAAGCCGACAGCACUGUUGGUGAGAAAAAAAUGAGUGCUACCCUCAGCAGAAAUGCAAAUGAAGGCUCAAUAGAUGAUGACAUCGUCGACCAGACUGGCACAAGCAAGUGCGAAGCAGCCCACGAUGCCUGUGCAGCCGAACAGCCGACCAUUCAGUCUGCUUUCUCUAGCACAAAUCAAUUUAACAAAAUUUUGAAGAGACACAAAGACCUCACAGAUGCAGUAGCUUAGUGUACUGCAAAAGACAUGCUACCAAUAAACACUGUUGAAUUUCAUUUAAGAGUAACAGGGAACAUUUAAGAUUGACAAGGGAUUUUUUUAUAUCAUGAUAUUUAUUGAUAUUGAUUGAUAUGAAAAAAAUAUAUUGUGAUAAACUUUUUCCCAUAUGGCCCAGCCCUACACAGAGUUGAACGGUGGUUUCAGUUACAAUGUUAGAAAUACUCUAAAGUGUGAAAAAUAACCACAGUCUUACACAGUCAGAGUCCAACAAUUGGAAAUGGAGGAGAAUUAAAACAGCCGUUUCAUUUCUGGCUGUAAGAAGUGAGAAGCAGACUAUAAAUCACUGGGUAUGAAAUACAGCCUCAGAUAAAUGAGGGAGUUUUUGAUUUCCUUAGCAUUCCUUAGAGUCUAAGGACUAGCUGUAAAUAAGAUUGUUAUGAGUACUGUCUUCACAGAGUUGUCCUAAGUUGUAAUUAUGCUGUGAUUUGUGUCCCAGGUGAAAGAAUGGUUUGGAACCUCAUGCCGUACACAACCAAAGACUUCUCCAUUCGCUCUCUGGCUGACCGCAUCAGCGAUCUCAAUCACCUCCUUUUCCUCUACCCUGACCGAGCCAAGGAUGAGGUUUUCUCCAAAUACUACACCCCACCACUUUGUAAGCACUCUUCGCUCUCUUUGAAUGGGCCGCUGUCAGAAUGAGCAGAUAUCUUAGUUGCUGUGUGUCUAAGUCAUUGAGCCGUCUCUCUCUCUCUCUCCCUGUGUUUGUUUGUUCAACAGCCAAAGCAGUUGAUGGCUACGUGAAGCCGCAGAUCAAACAAGUGGUACCCGAGUAAGUAUUGAGCUUCCUUUUUCUGCCUUAUUUCCUGUUCUGUCUCUUCUUUUGUCUUUCAUUCCUCUCACAGUUUUUUUUUUUAUAUUAUCCAUGGCAACAUUUAGAGUUAAUCACCAAAUAUUGGAGCCUGAAUUCAGAUCAGCUAUUAGUUAGCUGUUACAGUUGGAGGAGGCCAAUUAAAGACAGCCGUGGUUCCUGAGUGAGCUUGUCUCCCACUCAUCAUUAGAGUUAGGCUUGUUAGUUAGCAGGACCCGCUCCCUGCCUGUCUCCACGGCUGGUCCUCCCGCAGUACAGAGAAUGGCCGUAAUGAUGCAGUGAGGCCUGGGAAACACGCUGAGGGUAGUUGCUUAGGCAACCGCUGCACACCGACUCAUUGGCUUUUAUCUGGUGUUUAUGUGUGUGUCCCUGUGUGUGUCUCUGUGUACAGGUUUACUACAGCCAAUCCAGACCCGGCAAGCGGGAAUCAAACCUAUAUGGAUCAAGGCGCCUCCCCAGCACCUGUCAAUCACCCUCAUACAUACAACAUAUACCAACCUAUGUGAGUCAACAAAUCCAUUCAACCUAUGAUGUAACUGUGUGUGUGUGUGUGUGUACAUCUAUUACUAGUAAAGGGCAUCUCAUUGCCAUGCCUCUUCUCCUUGUGUCCUUUCUGGUGGCAGGAGUGACUCUAUGUUGGACGCAGACGGAGACUUUGACCUGGACGACACCAUGGAUGUGGCGAGGCAUGUCGAGGAGCUCCUCCGGCGGCCUGUAGAGAGCCAGUGGGGCGGCCAGCAGUCCUGACCUUUGAACUUUUAACCUGUGACAGCACCAAACAAAACCCCCCCUCCUGACUUGCCCCACUUACAUUGACAUUUCUCAUGGUUUAAUUCCAUUCAUUUCUCUCUUUUUUUUUCAGAUAGCUAUAAUGUGAAAUGUUAAUAAUGGUCGUGAUUUUCUUCUCAUUUCAUCAUGACAGCAUGCAUGUCAGUACCUUCUCAUAGUUUUUUUGUGUGUCCAUAAGUGUUUGUAAAACAGAUUAGGUAUCAUGCAAAACACACAAUGUUACAGUGUUAUAGAAAAGAAAAGGUUGUUCAUUCACAUUGUGCAUGCAUUUCCAGUUGAUUUUGAACAGAUUUCAAAAAAAUGAUCUUGUACGCAGUCAUUUUAACAGUUGAAUGUUUUUAUUUUGUUAUAUUUUUUCUUUGUAAAUUGGUUAUCAGUAUUUUGAUAGUUACAUUGAACUUGCCCUCUGGUACAAAAAAAAAAAAUAGAUAGUUCUAUGAAAAGUUUUGCUUUAGCUUAAAUCAAGGAUUCACUGCUCUGCUAAGUUACGGUUUAUCAAAAUCCAUACACACUAACUUAAAGGCAGAUCAACUCUCUGCCGCUGACAGCACUCACAUCAGCACAUGUGCACAAGUGUACAAUCUGUUUGUUCUGAUUUGUUCACCAGCUAAAACCCAGCAGAGGGGGUCUCAGCACCUCCCUCACUCUCACAGGGCUAUUUGUCUCCUGCCUGCACACAGAAAUGCAAAUCUGAGCAUUUACCCAGCGCUGCCUGCUUUCUCUUCUCAGGUCCCUCUGUUUCCCUCAUCAGUGCUACCUCACAUUAUCCUACUGAUAGUGUUUCUUUUGGUAUCCUCGUUUUUUUUCUGCACCAUACUCACACGUAGCAUGCAGGUUUGUUUUUUUCUGUGUUAAAAGUGUAAAUCUCUGUGAAGAAAAUCCUGGCAAACAUUUUUGGCUGUGUUAUGCUUAAAACUGCUCACCUGAUGAAGUAAAGAGGCAUGAAGGUCCAUUCACCCAUAGAUAUGAACAGUAGAUACGACAUGCCCCUUUGAGCUGCGUGCCUAUGUGGCAGCCAUCUUAGCAGGGGCAACUUUCCCAUUAAAGGCAUUAGAUGUACAUGGGAAAUAAAUCACAUCUUAAUCAUUUUUCAAUAUAUUUUCAUGAGGAUACUUUAUUAUUAACACUAAAAUAUGUGCUAUUAAUACAGAGCAUUUGAUUAAAAAAUUCCUUUAAAAAAAAAACUUCAAUGUUUUGUACUAAUAGCACAUGUUUUGACGUUUAAAAUAAAGUCAACCGAACGAAAAUUGGUUGAAAAAUUAGCAAGAUCUGAUUUAUUUCCCAUUUACAUCUAAUGCUUUCAACGGGAAAUUUGCCCCCGCUAAGAUGGCUGCCACGUAGCAUGCUGCUACAGCACGCUGGCGUAUCUACAUCUCUAUAUACAGUGCCCAGCAUAAGUCAGUACAUCCCCUAUUGAUAGUAAUGUAUUACUCAGUAUCUAAAUGAGUGAGGAUUUGACAAAGCUGAGUUCAACAUAACAUGUUAUUCACCAUAAGAUGAAAAUAAGGUGAUACGGUUACUAAGAUUUAGCUUUGCUCCCAGAACUUUGAUUGGGGUGUACUCAUUUUUGCAUCCGGGUGGUAAAUUGAAAAACAUACUUUUUUGUAUGUAACUUAAAAAAAUCUCUUUUGCAAUCAAUGGCAUACCUUUGGGGAGUAUUAGUCAUAGAAAAUGUUGAUUUUGAAAGGAAUCUAAAGGUUUUCUGACAACUCUGAAGGGGUGUACUCAUUUAUGCUGAGCACUGUAUAUACCUGUGCACUCUCCUGGUCAAUGUUUAGAUAAUCAAAGCUGCGCUCCUUCUUACUUCUCUGCUCAUCCGUCCACUCAUCCAUGUAGCCGUGUCAUGACACUGUGGUAAAACUUGUGCAUGUGAGACAACAGGUCUGCACCAGCAGCUGAUGUUGCAAGGCGUGCACGCUUUACAUGCUUGCACAGAAUUAUCAUCCACCGGGCCGAAUAUAGAACUCAAGGUUGCAUGACAUGUCAAGUCUCUGUUUUAAUAUUUGGCUCGACAGUUUCAUAAGUUCCAAACAAAGUCUUGAAACUAUUACCCUAAACUCUCCCCUGGCACACACACACACACAACACACAGAUACACACACACUGACACCAAGCAUUGAAAUAAAAAAAAGCCGCUAACAGCAGCCUUGCACCUCAGGAAUGACUUGCUUUGCUUAGCAGAUGUACAAGCCAAAUGAAAUAAGAUCUAUAUUCAGAAUAUAUGAAUUUAUUUUCUUUAUCAUAAUUCUAUUUUAUUAUUGUUUCUCUGGCACUCCCCUGUUGUAUGUCACCCUUAUGCAUGGAUUUACAUUCAAAUAGUAUCUCCUGAGUUCGAGCAGAAGGUGCAGGUCACGAUUCAGCAGAAGUACACAUUGAAAGACGACGCAGAAAAACUGGAAAUCAGAGAAGAACUUCUGUGCGUUUCCAACAAACAUAACAGUAUUAUGAAGAUAUUCCCUUGUAUAUCUGUUCAUUUCUCUCUCAAGCUUCUUUUGUAUCCCAUUUUUUCUCUCCCGUUUUUCCUCAAAUGACAUGGGCGGUCUUUGAUAUAUUCUUCAUUCUCAUCAUUUUGAAGCUUUGUUCCACUGUAGACUGUGUAUUUUUUCAUGUGUGCUAUUCAAUGUAUGUACCAUGUUUGUGGUUUUUGUUCGUCCCUUGGAGUUUGUCCAAGAGACAGCUGUUGAGUCGAAAAGAAGAAAAUAAAGUUUUAUAAAUAAUUUUAACUGA